Leptopilina boulardi is the source of this 62160-nucleotide messenger RNA. It is a transcript of the gene sls, whose product is annotated as titin. The coding region runs from base 420 to 61136 and encodes 20238 amino acids. NCBI's taxonomy places the organism in Eukaryota, Metazoa, Arthropoda, Insecta, Hymenoptera, Figitidae. Gene Ontology annotation, molecular function: protein binding. The record is from RefSeq and is a predicted model, not a curated record. The transcript is spliced from 78 exons.
AACCAAGAGUCCCGCUACCGGCUCACUCGUAAUUCGCAUUCGAACGACGUCUUGGUUAACAGAGUCUCGGGGUAACAACAAAAAAAAAAAACAAAAGCAAAUAAUAAUAAUAAUAAUAAUUGGUUUAUAAUGACUUGACUUCUGCCUAAUGAAGCCGUGGAAAGGGCAAUCCGAUGCGAAUUAAACGCAAACGAAAACGCGAUUAUCAAUUGCAAAUAUUAGUUUAAAAAAAUAUAUACGACUCGAUAGAGCAUUACCCGCGAUUAAUACGAAAAUCGCGAACAAGAGAGGAUCGUGUUGCAAAAAGUGAUUUUUUUUGUCAAAGUGCUAUAUAUAUAGUGUGUGUGUGUGUGCACAAUCAACAAUUUUAAUUUUUUCGUUUUGGUGAAAUAUAUUUUUGGAUUUUGUGAUUUUUCAACAUGAAACGACAACAGUCACAACAAUCGCAACAACAGUUGCAACAACAACAACAACAGCAGCAGCAACAAUCGACGAUGCAACAACAAUACACGCAACAGAGGACUGAAAGACAGGUCACCCGGCAACAUAUUACUAGUCAACAGAGAGUACAAGGGGAGGUAGUGAUGCAAACUUCGCCCACGAUACCAGCAUUUUCGGGCAGACCAGGUGAUCCAUCACCACCAGUUUUUCAACAGAUCUUUAAGAAUGCCAGGUUCGCGCAAGGUGGUAAUGCCGUAUUCGAAGGACGAGUUAGUGGUAAUCCGAAACCCUCUGUCUCCUGGACCCAUAAGGGAUCACCUCUUUUGGAAUCACAAAAAAUUCGGAUGACCUACGACAGUAAAACUGGAAUUGUAAAACUUCAGAUCAAUCAAAUUGGACCAGGAGACGAAGGAGAAUACACGUGUAAUGCAAAAAAUCAAUAUGGUGAAGCCAUUUGUUCCGUGCAUAUACAACCCGAAGGUUUUGGACCUCCACCCCAACAACAAUUGGGUGGAUAUAAAAAGGAAUACUCACAUUCCUUUCAAUCGACUGAACAAAAAUCUGGAGGCCAAAGCUUUCAGCAACGCAGCUAUCAGCAUUAUGUUGAUAAUCAGAAUUAUACCAAUGGAACAAAUAACAUCUCUAUUGAAGACUUCAAGGUUGACACCUUCGAAUAUAGAGUGAUGAGAGAAAAGGAAUUUAGAGAAUCAAUUACCCGACGUUAUGUGGGAGAAUCCGAUGUUCAAAUGUCACAGAUUGUUGAACGAAGUUUGGGUCCCGAAUCGAAUCCGCAAUUUACCCAAAAGCCAAGAAAUUCAAAACUUGCUGAAGGAUCUGAUGCCGUAUUCAUCGCUAAAAUAUCCGGAAAUCCAAAACCAAGGUUAACCUGGUUUAAAAAUGGACAAAGGAUCCGCGAUUCUCAGCGAAUUGAGACAAAUUAUUCCAAUCAACAAGCGACAUUGAAGAUUCGUUCAGCUUGCACUGAUGACACUGGACAUUAUUCUCUUCUAGCUGAAAAUCCCAAUGGUUGUGUUAUGAGUUCAGCAUAUCUUGCCAUUGAAUCAAGUGAUCAAGUCGAUCAGGCAUACCUUCCAAGUCAACAGUCAAGAGAAGUUGUUCGACAGACAUCACAAGUUGAAACAUUCACAACAACUCAAGAUUCAAAUGAAUCAGGAAAAGUUCUUGCACCAAAUUUCAUUCGUACUUGCGCUGAUCGUGAUGUGACUGAAGGUAAAAUGACACGAUUCGAAUCACGAGUUACUGGUCGUCCAUAUCCCGAAGUCACAUGGUACAUCAAUGGUUAUCCAGUUAAUAAUGAUGCAACACACAAAAUAUUGGUCAAUGAAUCGGGCAAUAAUUCUCUAAUGAUAACAAAUGUCAGCAGAUCUGAUUCUGGUAUUGUAACUUGCGUUGCAAAAAAUAAAGCUGGUGAAACAUCAUUCCAGUGUAAUCUUAAUGUCAUUGAAAAGGAACAAGUGGUUGCGCCUAAAUUUGUUGAACGCUUCACGACCACAAACGUCAAGGAAGGAGAACCCGUUGUCUUCACAGCUAGAGCAGUUGGUACCCCAACACCACGAAUCUCAUGGCAGAAGGAUGGCGUACCGAUAGCGCCCGGCCCCGACGUGCGCAUAUCGACGGACGGCAGUGGAGCCUCGACUCUAGAUAUCCCUCGAGCAAAAUUCUCUGAUGCAGCAUGGUAUCAGUGCACAGCUCAGAAUGUGGCUGGCUCCACCGCCACCCGAGCCAGACUUUUCGUCGAAACACCUAAAGGAUCGAUCCCUGAACCAAGACGCCUGAAUUUACCUCGACCGACGAAAGUCAUCGAACCUGAACCCGCACCUGGCCCCGAAGUGAUUUACUUAAAACAUGUGGAACGCGCCAAACCAUAUUUACCCCCAUCGGAAGAAGAUAGAAUUUAUCCGCCUCCCCGAUUUAUUAUACCAUUGCGUGAUGUUCAUCAAAUUGAAGGGGGACGAAUUCACUUCGAGGCCAGAAUCGAACCGGUGGGCGAUCCAACCAUGAGGGUGGAGUGGUACGUCAAUGGCAGAGCUUUAGUCGCAAGCUCACGAGCGACUUUCAUUUUCCAAUUUGGAUUCAUUGCCAUGGACCUAAUCUCCAUUGGACAACAAGACAGCGGCGAAUACCUUUGUCGUGUUGUCAGCUCCACUGGAGUCGCUGAAUCUCGUGCCACCCUCAACGUAACACCACGCGCCACUAUUGAACAAACGAGUCAACAUCCCGACAGUCUUCGUUAUAUUCAACAACUCGAAGAUUACAGCAAGUACCAAAGACAGGAGAGCAUUGAAGAGUCCUCUUCACAGCGACCAGUUUUCAUCCGACCACUCCAGGAUCUCGGUGAACUUCAGGAGGGACGCAAUGCUCAUUUUGAAGCACAGCUAACUCCUGUAAGUGAUCCAACGAUGAAAGUGGAGUGGUACAAGGAUGGAAGAGCCAUCACAGCCAGUUCUAGAAUCACAACCAUCUUCAAUUUCGGUUACGUCUCGCUAAAUAUAUUGCACCUACGAGCUGAAGAUGCUGGUUCUUAUACAGUUCGAGCUGUGAAUCGCAUGGGAGAGGCCAUUAGCUCUGCGACUCUUCGUGUCUUUGCACGUACGAAUGUGACAGCUGAUUUAGGAAUACCUGAGCAGCAAAAAUAUAUCGAAGCUGCCGAGGAGUUGGAGGCUUAUCAACAUGCCAUGCAACAAAAAUAUGUUCAACAACAACCUGAACCAACAAGCCCACCGGAAUUUAAGACUCCUAUUAAGGAUCAAAACAAUAUUCGAGAAGGAGGUUUUGCUCAUUUCGAAGCAAGACUCGAGCCAGUUGGAGACUCGGACCUACGAGUUGAAUGGCUCAAAGAUGGACGUCCCGUUGAAGCUAGUUCACGGAUAACAACUUUCUUCAAUUUUGGAUAUGUUGCGCUUACUAUAAAAUCGGUGACGAUUUACGAUGUGGGAGUUUAUACGUGUCGUGCCUAUAACAGAGUUGGCGAAGCACAUACCACAGCACAAUUGAGUGUCAUCAGCAAAAAUGACAUUAUCUAUGAUAGUCAACAUCCAAUGGGAUUACAAAAAAUUCAAAGCCUAGAAGAUUCUAGUCGUUAUACACGUCGAGUACAGGAAGAAACUCAAAUAUCACAAGCACCACGUUUCCUGGGACCACUCAAGGGAACGAAUAAAAUUGUAGAGGGUCAAAGAGCCCAUUUUGAAGCUCGUGUUGAGCCACAAAGUGAUCUUACUAUGAAAAUCGAAUGGUAUCACAAUGGAAAACCAAUCACCGCCGCCAAUAGAAUCCAAACUUAUCAUGAUUUUGGUUAUGUUGCAAUUGACAUUCUUCAGGUGCGUUCUGAAGAUGCAGGAACUUAUACAGUUGUUGCGAGAAAUGCAUUAGGAGAAGCUCAAUUAUCAGCCACAAUGGUUGUUGAAACCCGUUCGAAUAUCGAUACAAGCAGUAUGCAUCAUGGAGCAUAUGAGAAGACACAGAAAUUUGAGGAUUCUAAAUUUGUUGAACCACACUAUCACAUUGAAGAGAUAUCAAAAUCGAAACCAAUUUUCGUGCAACCUUUGAAUGAUCCAAAGCCAGUUAGUGAGGGAAAGAAUAUUCAUUUGGAAUGUCGUUUGGAACCAAUGGGUGAUCCAACAAUGAGAGUUGAAUGGUUCCAAAAUGGAAGACCCGUCACAGUUGGUUCAAGAUUCAGAACUUAUUAUGAUUUUGGCUUUGUUGCACUUGAUAUUAUUCAUGUGAGUGUUUUGGAUUCUGGUGAAUAUACGGUUCGUGCGACAAAUCAUCUUGGCACUGCUCAUACAUCGGCUUGCGUUCGUGUCAUUGGAAAAUCGGACAUUCUCACUGAUUCACAAAAUGAACAUUCACUCGAGCAAAUACAAAUGCUUGAAGAUUCAUCGAAAUAUAGAAGAACACAGCACGAAGAUGUGACUGUAAUGCAACCACCACAAUUCACAAGAGCAUUACACAAUAUUGAAACUGUUGAGCUGACCAAUGUUCAUCUAGAGUGUCGUUUACAACCUGUUGGUGAUGCAACCAUGAGAGUCGAUUGGUUCGUUAAUGGACGACCAGUUACAACUGGUCAUCGUUUUAGACCAUCCUAUGAGUUUGAUUAUGUUGCCCUCGACAUCCUUGGUGUUUAUCCAGAAGAUUCUGGUGUCUACACUUGCCAGGCAAGUAAUCAACUUGGUGAAACAGUAACUUCCUGUUCAGUUCGUGUUCAUGCCAAAAAAGAUCUUCUCCUCGAGUCUCAACAUCCAGAAGGACUCGAGAGAAUUCAAUAUUUAGAAGAUGCUUCCAGAUACAAGAGAAACGAACUUGUCGACGAGGUCGUCAAUGUUAAACCCAAAUUUAUCACCAAGCCAAAGAAUCAAGAAAAUCUUAGGGAAGGACAACAUGCUCAUUUUGAAUGUAAACUGGAACCUGUCACCGAUUCCAAUCUAAAAGUAGAGUGGUUCAAAAAUGGUCGUCCAGUCACUAUAGGACACCGUUUCCGUCCCAUUCAUGACUUUGGCUAUGUCGCUUUGGAUGUGAUUGAUCUGAUUGCCGAGGAUAGUGGAACCUACACCUGCCGUGCUGUCAAUCUUAUUGGAAGUGAUGAAGUUAAUUGCGUUCUCAGUUGUAGAUCAACAGCACAAAUUUUGACUGACACCCAAAAUGAAAUGGGUUUGGAGCAAAUUCAUUAUUUGGAGGAUAGAUCAAAAUAUCAUCGCAGAGAAGAUGUUGAGGAAACAACAACUCAAGCUCCAAUCUUUACAACUUCUUUGAAUGACGUUGAAAUCAAAGAAGGCCAACGAGCUCACUUUGAAUGUCGAUUGAUUCCUGUUUCUGAUGCUACCAUGAAAGUGGAAUGGUUACAUAAUAAUACUCCAGUUAAGGCUGGUUCCCGAUUUAUUGAGACAAAUAGUUUUGGAUUUGUUGCUCUUGACAUUAUGUAUGCCUAUCCGGAAGAUGCUGGAACAUAUACAUGUCGUGCUAGGAACGCAAUUGGUGAAGCUAUGACAUCGGCAACUGCAAAUGUACACUCUAAAAAAUCAAUUUACAUGGAAUCCCAAAACGAGAACGCUCUCCAACGAUUGCGCCAUUUGGAAGAUACUUCCCGGUACCAACGAAAGGCAGUGCAGGAAGAAAUUAUUUCUCAGGCUCCAAUAUUUACGAUGCCUAUAAAGGAUUUAAGAGUUGCUGAAAAUCAAGCUGCUCAUUUCGAAGCUCGUGUCAUUCCGGUUGGUGAUUCUAAACUCAAAGUGGAAUGGUUACGUAAUGGAGUUCCAAUAUUAGCUUCCAAUCGAAUAACAACAAUGCACGACUUUGGAUACGUUGCUCUAAACAUGAAGUAUGUAACUCCGGAAGAUGCUGGUACUUACACUUGUCGUGCUAUCAAUGAUCUUGGAGAAGCUGUAACAUCAGCAACAAUGUUUGUUCAAUCUAAAGCAGCUCUACAAUUUGAAUCCCAACAUGAAGGAAGUUUAUCGAAACUUCAAGCCUUGGAAGAUAAUAGCAAAUAUCAGCGUCGUGAAGAAGAGGAGGUUGUCGUUAAGGAAAAACCAACAUUUACUGUACAAUUGAAUGGACCUAAGAAUCUUGUUGAGGGUCAAAGUGCGCAUUACGAGUGUCGAAUUGAACCUUAUCCUGAUUCAAACAUGAAGGUCGAAUGGUUCCAUAAUGGAAAACCUCUUUCCACUGGACACAGAUAUCGAACAGCUUGUGAUUUUGGUUUUGCUGCUUUAGAUGUUCUCACUGUCUAUGCUGAAGAUUCUGGUACAUACACUUGUAAAGCAACAAACAAAUUGGGCACGGCUUCCAGUUCCAUUAAUCUUGAUGUCAAGUCUAAAGCUUCCAUCAUCCGAGAAACUCAACACGAAGGAGCACUCAAGAAAAUCCAGUAUUUGGAGGAUGAUUCCCGAUAUAAAAAAGUUGAUCAAGAAGAUGUGGUGGUUGCGGAGAAACCCAAAUUUGGAAGACCUUUGAAGAAUAUUGAACAUCUUUCAGAAGGCAAGAGCGCCCAUUUGGAAGCAACUUUGACACCAGUCAAUGAUCCAACAAUGAUUGUUGAAUGGUUCAGAGAUGGUAGACCAAUUCCUCAGGGUCAUAAAUUCAAAACUACAUACGAUUUUGGUUUUGUUGCUCUUGAUAUUCUUUAUGCUUAUCCAGAAGAUUCUGGUACCUAUAUGUGUAAAGCAAGAAAUGCUGCAGGCGAAGCUGUUACAACAUGUGUUAUUUCUGUUGAUUCAAAACAAGGUUUGUGCCUUGACACUUUGGAUGCUCAGAGACUCGAAAAGAUCCGUGAAUUGGAAACUGUUGAAGUGAAACAGGAAGUUGAGAAGGAAAUUGUUCAUCAGAAGCCAGUGUUCUUAACUCCUUUGAAUAAUCUUGAUCUUAGGGAAAGUGAACAUGCUCAUCUGGAAUGCCGAGUUGAACCAAUCAACGAUGCAAAUUUGAAGAUUGAAUGGUUUGUCAAUGGUGUGGCAGUAAAAACAGGACAUCGAUAUCGUACAACUCACGACUUUGGUUACGUGGCUCUGGAUAUUCUUUAUGCAUACGCUGAAGAUUCUGGAACAUACAUGUGCAAGGCUACGAAUCUUGCCGGCGAAGCUGUUAAUACUUGCACUAUUAAAGUAGGAUCUCGUCAUGGAAUUCUCAUGGAUACACAACAUCCUGAUGGUCUUGAGAAGAUUCGGGAAUUAGAGGCUCAAGGUCAUCCAGCUCGAUUGGAAGUGGAUGAACCGCCUGUGACUCCUCCACGAUUCGUCACUCAACUCAGGGGUACAACUGAAAUUUACGAAGGACAAACGGCUCACUUUGAAUGUCAAGUGGAACCGCUUCACGAUGCAAACUUGAGAAUUGAAUUCUUCCACAAUGGAAAACCUCUUCCAUCAGCAUCACGAUUCCAUGUUACAUUUGAUUUUGGUUACGUGGCUCUUGAUAUUGGUCACGCUGUUCCUGAAGACGCAGGACAAUAUUCUGUGCGAGCUAUCAAUAAUCUUGGACAAUGCGUUUCGUCAAUUGAACUCAAGGUGAUUCCACGAGAAAAUAUUAUUCUUGAUUCACAACGACCUGAAGGAUUGGACAAAAUUCGCGAAUUGGAAUCUCAACAGCCUUGGAAGAGACCUGAUGUUUCGGAACCGCAAACAAGACAACGUCCAGUAUUUACGCAACCGUUGCAAAAUAUUGACGCAAUUCCAGAAGGUCAAACUGCCCACUUUGAAUGUCGUCUGAUCCCAGUUGGUGAUCCAACACUCAAGGUCGAAUGGUUUAGAAAUGAAACUCCUCUUGAGACCAGCUCUAGGAUUUCCAAGGUUCAUGAUUUUGGAUUUGUAUCUUUGGAUAUUUCUCAUGUUCGUGAGAAUGAUGAGGGAGUGUACAUGUGUCGCGCUUCAAAUGCUCUAGGAGAAGCUGUGACAACUGCCUCUAUGAGAAUUCAAACUAAAUCCAAUAUACAAAUGGAGAGUCAUCAUCCAGAGGCUCAGCAGAAGAUUGCACAAUUGGAAGCUGACAAAGGACCAAGUCGUCCAGAAGAACAAGAAAAGAAGUUUGACAAACCAAUAUUUACUCAAUUGUUGACUGGACCAACGGAAUUGUGGGAAGGUCAAAUUGCUCAUUAUGAAUGCCGAGUUGUUCCUGUAGGUGAUGCUAGUCUACGAUUUGAAUGGUACGUCAAUGGUGUUGAACUCAAAAUGGGAUCACGUUUCCAUGUGAGUCACGAUUUUGGAUUCAUUACUUUGAACAUCAUGAAGGUCAUUCCCGAAGAUUCAGGUGUUUAUUCCUGCAAAGCAAUCAAUAAAGCAGGUGAGGCAGUUUCUUCCAUUUCACUAAAAGUCAAGGCUCGUUCUGCUAUUUCUGGUGAAUCCAUACAACCAGACGCAUGGCAAAAGAUCCAAUUAAAGGAAGCUGAAAUGAAUAAAGUUCCUGAAAUGUUUGUUGACACUACUCCUCAGCAAGCACCUGUUUUCACCACUCAUCUCAAAAGUUACGAUAAAUUACAAGAAGGUCAACAUGUUUAUUUGGAGGCUCAAGUUGAGCCAAGAGCAGAUCCUAAUUUAAGAACCGAAUGGUUCAAGAAUGGAGUUGCACUUCAAACUGGAACGAGAUUAAGAAGCACGUUUGAUUUUGGUCUUGUUACACUAUCAAUCAACAGUCUUAGACCCGAUGAUUCAGCAAUUUAUACCUGCAAAGCUGUUAAUUUACUUGGUGAAGCUGUUUCCACUUGUAGCUUAAAGAUUGGUGACAAACACUGGCUGAUGGGAGAUACUUUACAUCCUGAUGCUCUUCCAAAGAUUGAUGCAUUAGAACAACCGCAGGUGACAACCAAAGCAGAAAUUGAGCCAACUUAUGAAGAACCAGUAUUCAUCUCUCAUCUUAACAAUGUUGAAUGCAUUGAAGGUGAAAAUGUUCACUUUGAAUGUAACGUAGAACCUUCCAAGGAUCCCACCAUGAAAAUCGAAUGGUUCUUAAAUGGUAAACCUUUACCAACUGGUGCUAGAUACAAAUCAACCUACGACUUUGGAUAUGUAGCUUUGGAUCUUAAUCAUGCUUAUGAAGAGGAUUCUGGAUUGAUAACAGUAAAAGCUACCAAUUCUAAAGGAUCAGCACAAACAACUGGAACUCUCAAAUGCACAAGCAAACAGAGUAUUUACUUACAAACUCAACAUCCACAAGGUGAAGCUGGCUUGGAAAAAGUUAAAGAAGUCGAUGAGGCAUAUCUAUCUAAGCAACAAAGACCAGAAGAUGGUCCAGAACACGAAUAUCCAAAACCUGUUUGGAUUGUACCACUUCAGCCGGAAUUCAAACUUGGUGAAUCAGAACCUCUUCAUCUUGAAGGACAAGUUGAACCGAAAGAUGAUCCUAAUCUUAAGAUCGAAUGGUAUUUGAAUGGUAAAGUAUUGGAACACGGAUCACGAUUCAAAAUGACAAGUGAUUUUGGAUUCGUGACCUUGGAUCUGACCGAUGCUUAUGAUCGAGAUUCUGGAAUUUACACAUGUAAAGCAUUCAAUAAAGCUGGUGAAGCAUUCACUUCAACGACAAUUUAUUGUUCAACAAAGGAAAAUAUAAUUGAGAGAUCACAACAUCCAAAGGGUAAAGAAGGAUUGGAAGCAAUUCAAGAUCUGGAAGAAUCAUUAAAACGAGAGGCAGCUGCUGCUCAAGAGAGUGACGAAGGUCAUCCACCAGUUUUUACUUCACAAUUUGAGAAUUUGAGCAAUCUUUCAGAAGGAGAAAUAGCACACUUUGAAGCGUCUCUCACUCCAACUGGUGAUCAAACAAUGGUUGUUGAAUGGUUUUACAAUGGCAAAGCUUUGGAAGCCAGUCAUAGAACGAGGACAGUUUAUGCUUUUGGAAUGGUUGUUCUUGAAGUUCUAGGAACAAAGAUUGAAGACUCUGGAACUUAUUCUUGCAAAGCUACUAAUAAAUGGGGUCAGGCAGAAAUCAGCGUGAAUCUUGAAUGCGUUGACAAGUCAAAGGGACAGAAACCUAAGUUUACGACUCAUAUUCAAUCUUUGGAGGGUCUUAAAGAUGGACAAUCAGCUCACUUUGAAUGCACUCUAAUACCUGUUGGUGAUCCGAACAUGAAGGUUGAAUGGUUCCAUAAUGGUCAACCACUGCGUCAUUCAUCUCGUUUCAAAAUGGUAUCAGACUUUGGCUUUGUGGUCAUGGACAUUGCUGGCGUUAUGUCACAUGAUUCCGGAGAAUAUGUUUGCAAAGCAAGUAACAAAUUCGGUGAAGACUUUACUAAAGCAACUAUUAAAUGCUUUGGUAAAGGUGGUGUUUAUUCGGAUUCCCUUCAACCGGAUUCAUUAGCUCGAAUUCGUGAACUCGAGAGCUAUACUGGUGAUCAACAAACAACUCAAACACCAGCUGUUGCUGAACCACCGAAAUUCAUUACCCAAAUUUCUGACAUCACAAAAUUAGUUGAAGGCCAGUCUGCACACUUUGAGGCAAGAUUGACUCCAAUCACUGAUCCGGAUCUAAAGGUUGAGUGGUAUUAUAAUGGAAAGAAAUUACCUCAUGGUCAUCGUUAUAGAACAUUCCAUGAUUUUGGAAUUGUUAUUCUUGAUAUUUUGUAUUGUUAUGAGGAAAAUUCUGGAGUUUAUGAAUGUAGAGCUGUAAAUAAAUAUGGAGAGGAUACAACGAAAGCAACAUUGAGAUGUUUGUCGAAGGCAAAUCUCAUUUUGGAAUCGCAACUACCAAAAGGAAUGGAAGGUGGUUUAGAGAAGAUUCAAACAUUGGAGGAUUCAAUGGUUCGUACGAAAGAUGAAAGAUCAGUUGAAUCAACUGGAAAAGCUCCAAUGUUCACAGUUCCAUUGAGCAAUCUUGAUGGUCUCCGUGAGGGUGAGAGUGCUCACUUUGAAGCUCGUCUUACUCCAACUGAUGAUCCGAAAUUGAAAGUUGAAUGGUUCUGGAAUGGUAAACCUCUUCGCACUGGAUCUCGUUUCCGCACUUUCUGUGACUUUGGUUUCGUUAUUUUGGAAAUAUCACCAAUCUAUCCGGAAGAUUCUGGAGAAUACAGUUGUCGAGCAUCAAACGAUUAUGGUGAAGCUGUUACAACAUGCUCAAUGAAAUGCACUGGUAAGAGAAACAUCAUCCUGGAAUCACAGCUUCCAAAAGGAAUGGAAGGAACAAUUGAUAAGAUUGCCGAAUUGGAAGGCCUUGGCAAUGAACCAGGUCAACCAAGUCCUGAUGAUGACACUGGUAAACCACCGGAAUUCAUCACUACACCAUCUGAUUUGACAUUAUCAGAAAAUUCCCUCGCUCACUUUGAAUGUCGACUACAACCUGUUAACGAUUCCAGUAUGCGUGUUGAAUGGUUCCACAAUGGAAAAGCAUUGUUAGCUGGUUCCAGAGUGAAGACAAUUCACGACUUUGGAUUUGUCAUUCUAGAAGUGGCCAAUUGUUAUCAAAGAGAUUCUGGCCUCUACACCUGUAAGGCUACCAAUAAACAUGGUGAAGCGACAGUUUCCUGUAAAUUGCAAGUUCGUGGUCGUCAAGGAAUCAUUCUUGAACCACAGCUUCCAAAUAAUUUUAAAACUGGAACGGAGAGUAUUCAGAAACUGGAGGAAACUUUACAUAAAAAAGAUGAAAUUCUGUCUGAGGAAGAAACUCCAAAUCCACCAAGAUUCACGGUGGAAUUAAAGGACAUUGAAGUGGAAGAAGCUGGACCAAGUCACUUUGACUGUCGAGUUGAACCUUCAAAUGAUUCCACAAUGCGCAUUGAUUGGUUCCAUAAUGGUCGUCCAUUUGCCACCGGUUCACGUGUUCAUCAAAUCAACGAUUUUGGUUUCAUUUCACUGGAUUUGUCUUAUACUUACGCUAGAGAUAGUGGAGAGUAUGUUUGCAGAGCUACCAAUAAAUGGGGAUCAGCAACCACAAAAGCGACAGUCACUUGUAAAUCCAAGAAAGCUAUUGAUUUCGAGUCUCAACUACCAACUGGCAUGAGUGGAGAGAAACUGAAGGAAUUGGAACGUGGACCAGUUACAGAAGCUCCACCACCGGAACCACCGCGACAACCACCUCGAUUCAUCACUCAAAUUCAAUCAGCAACAGUCGAGGAAUCUGAAUCAGUUAGAUUUGAAUGUCGUGUUGAACCAAAAGACGAUCCCAAUCUUCGUAUUGAGUGGUACAGGAAUGGAAAAGUCAUUCCAGCUGGUCACAGAUACAGAACAGCUUACGAUAUGGGUUUCGUUUCAAUGGAUGUUUUGUAUGUCUAUGCCGAAGAUUCUGGUGAAUAUGUAUGCAAAGCAAUCAAUGAUCUUGGAGAAGAUACAACUAGAGCUUCUGUUUCUUGCAAACAACUACCAAAUAUCAUUCUUCAGAAUCAAGUACCAAAGGGAAUGAAGAAAUCGGAAGCCUUGAUGCAAAUGGAAGCAACCAUCAAGAAAUAUACUUCUGAAGUUCAUCUAACGGAGGAUGAUCUUUAUGAUGCUGAUAAAAAACAACCGCCACGAUUUGUCACACAAAUUCAAGAUCAAAAGGAUCUUGUUGAGAUGAAUAACACUAAAUUCGAAUGUCAAUUGGCUCCAGUUGGUGAUCCAAACAUGAAAGUGGAAUGGUUCUUCAAUGGCAAACCAUUGCCACAUAAAAAUAGAUUCACUCCAAUUUAUGAUUUUGGUUAUGUUGCGAUGAAUUUCGGUUGGGUUUAUCCAGAAGACAGUGGCGAAUAUCUUUGUCGAGCAACAAAUCUUUAUGGAAUGGAUGAAACGAGAGCAGUCAUAAAAACUGCUGGCAAACCUGGUAUCAUCUACGAAUCACAAUUGCCAAAGGGAAUGAAGAGUAUCGAAAAAAUUAGAGAAAUGGAAGCUGCCUGGCAAGUUGUACCGGAAGAGGAGGGCGAGGAAGAAAAAGUAAAAGCUCCACCAGCAUUUGUCAGCAAACCUGAACCAUAUGUUGUUGAAGAAGGCGAUUGGUCCAGAUUCUGUUGUCGUGUCACUGGUCAUCCUAAACCUCGUGUCAUGUGGUUGAUCAACGGUCACACUGUUGUUAACGGAUCGCGCUAUAAAUUAACUUACGAUGGAAUGUAUCAUCUGGAUAUACCAAAAACCAGGCAGUAUGAUAAUGGAAAGAUUGAAGUAAUAGCUAGAAGUUCGGUUGGUGAAGCACGAACAGAAACAACUCUUACAGUGAAGCCUCGCAGUGAUGAUUAUCGUGGAGUUCUUAAAAACUCUCCAAGACCUUGGUACGAUUAUGAACUCACUCAAUAUCAAGCGGAUCGUCAGGAUACAGAACUCGAACGAGUUUUUGAUGAACGUCAACAAAGUGUAUCACAAGGUGUUGGAAUUGCUACUGAACAUUUAGCACCGAAGGUAUUCAAAAAACCUGAAACUGAUUGGCAAAAGUCAGUCAAAACCAAAAAGAAUGAGGAUUAUUACACUAAGCUGAUGACCCUGGAGGAGGAUCAAGUUUUGAAGGAGCAAAGACUUCGUGAACAAUCACAUCAAUUCGCUGUGCCAGGAGAGAAAAUUGUCAGCAAUUCAAUGGCUUUAGGAAUGGCGCAAAAGUAUCAAGAAAAUUUGGAAGUACAACCACAAGAGCCAAUUCAAGCACCACCUUCCAAGAUUGUCAAAAAACCAUUUGUCACCCAAGUGGAUAUUGACACUGAACGUGUCAAAGGAUCAGGUAAAUAUCCACCAGAUCCAUCGGAAUCAACAGUUCAUGGACGUGAAGUUCAUGUGGCGAAACAAAAACAAACACAAAAGGAAACAAAGGGAGAUCUUGAGAUUACUAGAAAAAUUACAGCCACCGAAACAACGGAAAUGGAACACAAGGCUAAAACUCAGGAACGUGUUGUUCAAGGUCAAGUGAAACCAGCCACACCACCGGUAUUUACAAAAAAAAUACAACCAUGCCGAGCAUUUGAACAGGAACAGGCGAAAUUUGAAGUUGAAUUUGAUGGUGAUCCAUUGCCAACAAUAAAAUGGUAUCGUGAAGAUUUUCCCAUUACAAAUUCAUCUGAUCUUCAAAUAUACACAUUUAGUACAAAAUCCGUGUUAAUUGUUCGUCAAGUUUUUAUGGAAGAUUCCGGUGUAUUUUCCGUUAUUGCUGAAAAUCGUGGUGGAAAAGCUAAAUGUAGCGCUAAUCUUGUUGUGGAAGAGAGAAGACGACAACCUGGUAGAGGUGGUGUUAUUCCACCAAGUUUUCUCUCGACUAUUCAAAGUACCAAUGUCAAUGGUGGUCAGUUGGCGAGAUUUGAUGCCAAAGUCACUGGUACUAAACCACUCGAUGUCUAUUGGCUAAAGAAUGGAAAGAAAAUUGUUGCUGAUAUUCGAUACAAGACACUGGAAGAAGAUAAUACUUAUACUCUAUUGAUUCUUGAAAGUGUACCAGAAGAUACUGGAAAAUAUGAAUGCGUAGCUCUGAAUAGUGCAGGUGAAGCUCGUUGUGAUGCUGAAUGUACAGUUCGUGGACCACAAUCACCUGCAAAAACAACAAAACCAUCAACACCAGGUGCAGAGAAAGCACCAAGUGUCAUGGAACCACUUAAAGAUCAAACCAUCAAGGAAGGAACGUCUGUUGCGUUCGCCUGUCGAAUUUCUGGAAAACCAACACCUACUAUUCAAUGGAAGAAAGGAGACAAAGUUAUCAAACCAUCGAAAUACUUCCAAAUGCAGAAAGAAGUUGAUCUUUGUACAUUAAGAAUUUCCGAGGCAUUCCCUGAGGAUGAGGGUGUUUAUAAAUGUAUCGCCAAAAAUCCCGCGGGAGAAGUGACGACUUCCGCUAAUCUCAGGGUGCUUGCUCCUGAUACUGCUGAUGUUUUGCCAAAAUUAUCACCGCUCAAGGAUCAAAUUGUCCUUGAAGGUCAACCAGCUCAAUUUAAAACUCAAGUGACUCCACCAAAAGUCAAGCCCACAAUUCAAUGGUAUCGUGAAGGUGCUCUCAUACCUCAAUCGCCGGAUUUCCAGAUGAUUCAUGAGGGAAACAAUGCAGUAUUGCUGAUAGCGACGACCUAUGAAGAAGACACUGGUACCUUCACGUGUCGUGCAACAACUUCCGCUGGCACUGUUGAAACAUCAGCCAAGCUCAUCGUUAAAAAAAGAAGAGGCGUUUAUUAUGAAUCACCAGUCCCAGCCGAUUCUUUGGGACCUGGUGCUAAAACUGGCAAGAUGCCAACAAUAGGUACAUCUGUGGGAGGAUUAUUGAUAGAGCGAAGAGCUUCAAAGGAUGUUCCUAAGGAUGCAAUUGAAUAUGAUGAAGAAGGUCUUCCUUUAGGAAUACCACUUCCUCCAGGUGAUGAGACAUUACCUUGGAGAAAAAGUCGUGUUCUUCAUCGAUCACGGCCAACUAAUAUUACACCAUGGCGAAAAAUUAAACCAAGAUCACGUGAUGUUUCUUUAGAUAGAAAAAUGAAAGCCGACGUUGACACAGUGAAACCGUGGACCGAAGAGGAAAUAAUAUUAAAGAAAGCAACUCAAGUGAUUAAAGAGAUUCCAAGGGAAACAUUGGAAGAAGUUGAAUUACGUCCGACAAAAACUGAGAAAAUAGAAAUAAGAAGAGAAAGUCUUCAGUAUGUGGAAUUGAAACCAGUACCAAAAGAUUCAACAUUAAAUGAAGAAAUUUUACAAAGAUUAUUAACAGAAGAAAUCACUUCCAAAGAGGAUUAUACUGAAGAGGAGGAUACUUCACUUUUGGGUGUUACAUCAAAAACUGAAAUUACACUAAAAACAAGAAAAGAAAUUCCUGAAAUUAAAGAAUCGAUGGAAACAAUCGACAAAGUGAAACCAUGGACCGAAGAGAAGAUAUCGUUGAAGAAAAUGAAACCAGAACGAAAGGAAAUUCCCAAAGAAGUGUUGGAAGAGGUAGACUUGAAGCCGACCAAACCUCAGAAAACCGAAAUUCAGAAAACUAAUCUAGAACAAGUGGAAUUAAAAUCAAUUACAAAGGAAGAAAAAACAAAGAAGACAAUAAUAACUACAGAAGAUUACGUCGAGGAAGAAGAUUCAACAAUGUUGGAUGUUACAAAACAAGUUGAUGUAACGAGGAAAACAAUUGAGAAACCAAAACCAUGGACCGAAGAACAAAUAACACUAAAGAAAGCUAAACCCCAAAAGCAAUUGAUACCAACAGAAACAGUAGAAACAGUCGAAUUGAAACCUUCCAAACCUGAAAGAAGAGAUAUACCAAAACCCACCCUCGAAGAAGUCAAUCUAAAACCCCUGAUUAAAGAAACAAAAGUAGAAAUAAUUAUCAAAGAAAAGGAACAAGUACAAAAAGAUGAUUACGUUGAAGAAGAAGACACCACACUGCUAGAUGUUUCUAAAACAAUUGACAUAACUAAACGAACUGUGAAAAAAGUGCCUGAAGAUAAACCCAGACCAUGGACAGAAGAGCAAAUCACUUUGAAGAAAGCAAAACAAGAAAGACGAGAAAUUGUCAAAGAAACAAUUGAAGACGUAGAAUUGAAACCAACUAAAUUUGAAAGGAGCGAAACUAACAUAGAAGAAGUUACGUCACUAAAACCCAUCACCAAGGAUGAUCAAAAGACAAUCGUUAAAAAGACAACAGUCGGUGAUUUUGUCGAAACUGAAGAUACAACACUGCUGGAAGUGUCUAAGGAAACUGAUGUUUCUCGUAAAUCACUGAAGAAAGAUGAAAAAACCGAUCAACCGAUUCCUUGGACCCAGGAAAAAAUCACAUUAAAGAGAGCCAUGCCAGAGAAGAAGGAAAUUCCACAAGAAAAAGUUGAAGAGGUUCAACUCAAACCUUUCAGAUCAGAAAAGGCUCCAUACAGUGAAGAAACGGAUAUUUCUUUAUUGAAGAUUAAAUCCGAUCAAGAGGUAACGACAGUUAAGAAGGAUAAAAUCAAAGAAGAAAAGGUAGAAGAAGAAGCAGUAUCUUGGCGAAGAGGUGUGAAAAAGCAAAAAGAAGUUCAGCCAGAAGUACCUGAAGAAGAAAAACCUCAGGAAGUAAGUGAAGUUCCAUGGAUUCGUGGCAAAAAGCCAAAGAAGAUUGAAACAACAGCAGUUGAAGAAACGGAAUCAAUUCAUCCACAAUUAUCUGAAAGUAAAACAGAAGAGAAAAAGCCACGAAAAGAAGAUAAAUCUGAUCAACCGAUUCCUUGGAACCAGGAAAAAAUCACACUAAAGAGAGCCAAGCCUGAGAAAAAAGAAUUGCCACAAGAAAAAAUUGAGGAGGUUCAACUUAAACCUUUCAAACCAGAGAAGAUUGAAGCAAUAAUCGAAAAAGCUCCAUAUGCUGAAGAAACAGACAUUUCUUUAUUAAAGCUAAAAUCCGACCAAGAGGUAACGAUUGUUAAGAAGGAUAAGUUCACCAAAGAAGAAAAAAUAGAAGAAGAAGCAGUCUCUUGGAGAAGAGGUGUCAAAAAGAAAAAAGAAGAGGCACCUGAGGCACCAGUUGAAGAGAAACCUCAAGAGAUCACUCAAGUUCCAUGGCUACGAGGCAAGAAAUCAAAAAAGAUUGAGGAAAUAAAACCCGAAGAAAUUACCCAAGUACCUGAUGAAGAGAAACCGCAAGAAGUAACAGAGCUACCUUGGAAGAGAGGCAAAAAACCCAAACAGAUAGAGAAAUCAACUACCGAAAUAACAAUCGAAGAAACGAAGGUUGAUCUUCAAACUGAAGAGACGAAGAAAAAAGAACUACCAGAACAAGUUCCUUGGACACAGGAGAAGAUUACUCUGAAAAGAGCAAAACCCACGAAAAAAGAUAUUCCAGAAGAAAAAAUUGAAGAAGUUCACCUCAAACCGUAUAAACCGGAAAAAAUUGAAACAACCGCUCCAUAUGCUGAAGAAACGGAUAUUUCUUUACUGAAGCUAAAAUCCGACCAAGAGGUAACUGUUAAAAAAGAGAAGAUAAUAAAAGAAGAAAAGAAAGACGAAGAAAAAGUAGAGGAAGAAGCAGUCUCUUGGAGAAGAGGUGCCAAGAAGCAAAAAGAAAUUAAGCCACAAGAGGUACCUGAAGUAAUCGAGGAAGAGAAAUCUCAAGUCCCAUGGAUCCGUGGCAAACAGCCAAAGAAGAUUGAACAAACACCAAUCGAAGAAAUUCAAUCAAAACUACCUGAAGAACAAAAAUCUAAAAAAGAAAUAGAACAGGUUCCUUGGACACAGGAGAAGAUUACUCUAAAAAGAGCAAAACCCACAAAGAAGGACAUACCAGAAGAAAAAGUUGAACAAGUUCAACUCAAAUCUCAUAAACCCGAAAAAGUGGAAACAACAACUGAAAAAUUACCUUAUUCCGAACAAAGUGAUAUUUCUCUCCUCAAAGUAAAAUCCGACCUUGAAGUAACGAUUGUCGAUGAGAAAAAAAUAAUUGAAGAAGAGAAAGUUGAAGAAAAUGCCGUUUCCUGGCGUAGAGAUCGAAAGAAACCCAAGGAUCAAGUCACAGAAGAAAUUCAACAGUUGCCUGAAGAGAAACCUAAAGAAGAAAUAGCAGAAUUACCCUGGAAACGUGGUAAGAAACCUAAAAAGGUGGAAAAAACAACAGCAGAGAUUACAACCGAACAGAUUGAAGAGACAUCAAUUCAACCUGAGAAGGUAACUGAAGAAGAAAAACCAGAGGAGAUAACUGAAUUACCAUGGAAACGUGGCAGGAAGCCAAAAACAGUGGAAAAAACAACUGUUGAAAUCACAACUGAAGAAAAACCAGAAGUGAAGGAAGAAGAGAUUGAAGAUUUAGCAAAAGUAACACUGAAGAAAACGAGGCGUGUCAUUAAACCGGAACAGCCGGAAGAAAAAGAAGAAAUCACCUUGAAACCUGUGAAACGGUUACCGAAGGAGGAAGCUGAAAAAGAAGAAGUCACCUUGAAACCUGUGAAACGUUUACCAAAGGAGGAGGUAGAAAAAGAAGAAGUCACCUUGAAACCUGUGAAACGGUUACCGAAAGAAGAAACCGAAAAAGAAGAAAUCACCUUGAAACCUGUGAAACGUUUACCGAAAGAAGAAACCGAAAAAGAAGAAAUCACCUUGAAACCUGUGAAACGAUUACCAAAGGAAGAAACAGAAAAAGAAGAAAUCACUCUGAAACCUGUGAAACGUUUACCGAAAGAAGAAACAGAAAAAGAAGAAAUCACCUUAAAACCCAUCAAACGGUUACCAAAGGAAGAAGAAACGAAAGAAGAAGUACAGUUGAAGCCUGUAAAGAAAGAAAAAGUCGAGGAAGAAAAAGAAGAAACUAUUCUUAAACCCAAAAAGAUUGAAAAGCCAGUUGAAGAAAUGCCUGAAGAAACAACACAGUUACCAUGGGUACGAGGUAAAAAGACUAAGAAGAUUGAGAAAACUACAGAACAAGUUGAAAAAACCGAAGUUCAACCUGAAAAGGUACCUGAAGCGCCUGAAGAAGAAAUGCCAGAAGAAAAAACAGAAUUACCAUGGAAACGAGGCAAGAAACCUAAAAAGAUUGAAAACUCAUCUGUUGAGAUUACAACUGAACAGAUUGAGGAAACAAGCAUUCAAGUGCAACCAAAAGAAGUGCCUAAAGUACCAGAAGAGAAACCACAGGAACAGAAGAAACCAAAGAAAGAAGAUAAACCAGAACAAGAUGUUCCAUGGACACAAGAGAAGAUUACUUUAAAGAGAGCAAAGCCAGAAAGAAAAGAAUUGCCUCAAGAAAAGAUCGAAGAGGUUCAACUCAAACCAUUUAAACUUAAGAAAGCCGAAGUCACAACUGAAGAAGUAACUGAAUCAACUGAGAAAUCUCAAGUGGAAGUAAAAUCAAUUGAGGAUAAACAAAUUCAAGAAGAGGAAGUAAUUCAAGAAGAAACGGUUACAUGGCGAAGGGGUAAAAAGAAACCACAAGAAAAAGUCACAGAAGACAUUAAACCAGAGCAGGUACCAGAGGUACCAGAAGAAAAAACUGAAUUACCCUGGAAGCGUGGUAAGAAGCCUAAAGUGGUCGAAAAAACAACUGCAGAAAUCACAACUGAGCAAGUUGAAGAAACAUCAAUUGAGGUUCAAAGUAAAAAGGUACCUGAAAUAUCUGAGGAAAAGCCUGAAGAGAAAACUGAAUUACCAUGGAAACGUGGAAAGAAACCUAAAACGGUUGAAAAAUCAACGGCUGAAAUUGUAACUGAACAGGUUGAAGAGACAUCAAUUGUAGUCAAAUCUGAAGAAGUACCUGAGGAAGAAAAGCCGGAAGAGAAAACAGAAUUACCAUGGAAACGUGGCAAGAAGUCAAAGAAGGUUGAAAAAUCAACGACAGAGAUUACAACUGAACAGACUGAAGAAACAAGCAUUCAAGUUGAAUCCAAAAAGGUACCUGAAGAGAAACCUAAAGAAGAAAUAGUAGAAUUACCCUGGAAACGUGGUAAGAAACCUAAAAAGGUGGAAAAAUCGACAGCUGAGAUUACAACUGAAGAGGUUGAAGAGACAUCAAUUGUAGUUCAAUCUAAAGAAGUACCUGAGGAAGAAAAGCCAGAAGAAACAACGGAACUGCCAUGGAAACGAGGAAGAAAACCUAAAAAGGUGGAAAAAUCGACAGCUGAGAUUACAACUGAAGAGGUUGAAGAGACAUCAAUUGAAGUCCAACCUAAAGAAGUACCUGAGGAAGAAAAACCUGAAGAAAAAACAGAAUUACCAUGGAAACGAGGCAAGAAACCUAAAAAGGUGGAAAAAUCAACUGUAGAAAUUACAACUGAACAGGUUGAAGAGACAUCAAUUCAACCUGAUAAGGUACCUGAAGAAGAAAAACCAGAAGAAAAAACUGAACUGCCAUGGAAACGAGGCAAGAAACCUAAAAAGGUGGAGAAAUCAACUGUAGAAAUUACAACUGAACAGGUUGAAGAGGCAUCAAUUCAACCUGAAAAGGUACCUGAAGAAAAAAUACCAGAAGAUAAAACUGAACUCCCAUGGAAACGAGGCAAGAAACCUAAAAAGGUGGAAAAAUCAACUGUAGAAAUUACAACCGAACAGGUUGAAGAGACAUCAAUUCAACCUGAAAAGGUACCUGAAGAAGAAAUACCAGAAGAUAAAACUGAACUGCCAUGGAAACGAGGAAGAAAACCUAAGAAGGUGGAAAAAUCAACAUCAGAGAUUACAACCGAACAGGUUGAAGAGACAUCAAUUCAACCUGAAAAGGUACCUGAAGAAGAAAUACCAGAAGAUAAAACUGAAUUGCCAUGGAAACGGGGAAGAAAACCUAAGAAGGUUGAAAAAUCAACAGCUGAGAUUACAACUGAACAGGUUGAAGAAACAAGCAUUGAUGUUCAACCGGAAAUGGUACCUGAAGAUGAGAAACCAGAAGAAAAAAUGGAAAUGCCUUGGAGACGAGGCAGAAAACCGAAAAAAGUUGAAAAAACAGUAACUGAAAUAACAACAGAAGUUGUCGAGGAAUCAAAGAUUGAUCUUCAACCAGAAGAAAAAGAAGAAGUAGAAGAUUUUUCAAAAUUGACACUAAAGAAAACAAAACGUGUUAUCAAACCGGAAAAACCGGAAGAAAAAGAAGAAAUCACCUUGAAACCUGUAAAACGUUUACCAAAGGAAGAGACCGACAAGGAAGAAAUUAAUCUGAAACCUGUAAAGAGAGAAGAAGUUGAAGAAGAAACGAAAGAAGAAAUAGUGAAGAAAACAAAACGUAUCAUCAAACCGGAGCAACCGGAAGAAAGAGAAGAAAUCACCUUAAAACCCGUUAAACGUUUACCAAAGGAAGAAACAGAUAAAGAAGAAAUUCACCUAAAACCAGUAAAGAAAGAAAAAAUUGAAGAAGAAACAAAGGAAGAAGUAGUAAAGAAAACGAAACGUAUCAUUAAACCGGAGCAACCGGAAGAAAGAGAGGAAAUCACAUUAAAACCCGUUAAACGUUUACCAAAGGAAGAGACAGAUAAAGAAGAAAUUCACCUGAAACCAGUGAAGAAAGACAAAGUUGAUGAAGAAACAAAGGAAGAAAUUCCUCUUAAACCUCUUAAAAUUGAGGAAGAAAAACCAGACGAAGAAAUACCUUCAGAAACAUCAAUUGCUCCUUGGCGAAGAUCCAAGAAACCAUCAAAGAAAGUUGUUGAAUUUAAUGAAGACGUUACUGUCUUUCCAAUUGAGCAAGAAGAAGAAGAUGAAGAAAUUAUUACUCAAGAGGAGGUGGAAACAAUUGUCAUUGAAGAAAUUGUUGAAGAAAAACCAAAGAAAAAAGAAGUUACACCACGAACUAAAAAGGUAAAAGAAAUAAAACCAAAAGUUGAGGAAACAGUUACCAAAGAAGUGGUGAUAACAGAAGAAAUAGUCACUGAAAAAAUUGAACCAACUAAAAUUGAAGACGUAGAACAAACAACUCUUGAAAUCACAAUUGACGAACAAAAGAAAGAAAAGCCAACAAGAAAAACACGAACACAAGUUGAUAUUACAAUGAUCGAUAAAGAAAAAAAGAUUGCACCUAGAUUCAUUCAAAAAUUACAACCUGUAAUUGUUGAAGUUGACAAGCCGGCGAAGUUCAUUUGCACUGUCAUUGGAACACCCUUCCCACAGAUUGCCUGGUAUCGAAAUGAACAAGAGCUUCAUGCCAGUGAAAAGUACGAGAUGAACGUUGUGGAAACCACUGCAACAUUGGAAGUGAAGAACGUCAAAGAAGAAGACGUUGGCAUGUAUACAUGCAGGGCUUCAAAUCCUGCUGGAGUUGCUACGUCAACUGUCAAUCUUGUUAUAUUUGAAAAAGAAGAAGAAGGCAUUGCUCCACAUUUUGUAUCACCAAUAAAACCGUUGAUGGUGGAGGAGCAUAGGCCAGCAGUUCUUGAAUGUGUCGUCACAGGCAAACCAACACCUGAAGUAAAAUGGUAUCGCGGUGAAAAGGAAGUGAAACCAAAGAGAGGAAAACAGGAAAUCACUUUUAUACCAGAAACGGGAGAAAGUAAAUUAACGAUCCUUGAGCCUACAUCUGAUGACGAGACAAUUUAUCGAGUGAGAGCAAUCAAUAAAUUUGGCAAAGCUGAAUGUAGAGCUAAUCUUCUUGUAAGUAAUGCACCUAUUGUCACCAAACCUCAAAUACUUCGUGCUCCAAAAAUUACACGACCAUUGCCAGCAUUGGUUGCACAAAUUGGAAAACCAUUGACACUUGUUGCUGAAUUUGAGAGUACACCAAAGCCGGAAGUUAAAUGGUUCAAGAAUGGUGUUGAAAUUGUACCAUCAAAUGAGACAAAUGUCAAUAUUUAUGAAAAUACGGCUGAAUUGAUCAUCACCGAUACGAGAAAGAAAGAUACCGGAAAAUAUGAGAUAAGAGUUCAAAAUCCUGCUGGUGAAGCACGAAGUUCAGGAUCAGUUACUGUUAGGGAGAAGGAAGAUGAUACAGAAGCAGCGAAAGCACCACGAUUUAUUCAACCAAUACAACCACAAAUUGUUGCCGAAGGAGAAGUGGUGAUUAUGGAAACUGUCGUUGAAUCAUAUCCCGUUGCUUCAUUCCAAUGGUUCCAUGACAAUCGUCCUCUUCAGACUACACACGAGAUGAGAAUAGUCACAAAAGAGAAUCGAUCAGUUUUGUUGAUCAAGGAAAUUGUACCAGAAUUUGCAGGCACCUACACCUGUCGAGCGGAGAAUGUCGUUGGUUCCGUUACAUGUACAGCAACAAUAAAUCUUUUAGACAUUCCAUGGGAGGAGACAGUUGAACAAUCAUCGCCAACAUUUGUUAGAAGAUUAUCGCCAAUUCGUGUUAUGGAUGGUGAAAAUGUUAAUUUAACAUGUGUAAUUCAAGGAAAGCCAAUUCCAAAAGUCGAAUGGUAUCACGAUCAAAAACCAAUUCAGGAAGGAAAGCAAAUUACAAUUUUACAAGAUACCGAAGGUGUAUGUAGCUUGGCAAUCACUGAAGUAUUCCCCGAAGAUGCUGGUGAAUACACAUGUCGUGCUGUGAAUCCUGUUGGUGAAGCUAUUUGUUCAACGUCGUUAAUUGUCGAAGCUUACGAAUAUGUACCAGAUUCGGAAAUUGCAUCUUCAAUUGUAGCGACAUCACUUAUUACAGGACAAAGUGGAUCAGAGGAAGAUCUUUUGUCACCAAAGGAGGGACCUCUUUUUGAUACUGACACGGAGGAAUCUGCGCCAGAGAUAAUCAAGAAGCUUCCUCAGAUAAUUCCCACUAAAGAUGGAGAAUUAACCAGAUUGGAAGUGAAGGUAAAAGGAAAGCCAAAACCAGAGGGAAAAUGGUAUAAGCAAGGUAUAGAAAUAAUUCCUUCGCAAGAAUUUCAAAUCGAGGAAUUAGAAGAUGGAACGUCAGUUUUAACGAUUGCUGAAACAUAUCCAGAUGAUACUGGUGAAAUUGUUUUUGAAGCACACAACCCGCUGGGUGUAUCGACGACAACCACUUAUUUAUCAGUAGAAGGUAUCGUUGGGACAAAGCAAUAUCGAAAACCAUCAUGGGUGACACAUAUGGAAGAAAUGCAAGAGGCUCUUCGAGCCACGCAAUCUGUACCAAGUUUUAUUCAAGAGAUAACGGAUGUUUACGCACAAGAGGGUGAAAAAGUCACUUUAGAAUGUACAUACGCGGGAAAUCCAACACCAGAUGUCGUCUGGUACAAGGACGAUAAAUUAGUUAUAAAUACGGAUAAUGUGAAAAUUCAAUUAAGAGAUGAAGAAAAGAAAACGGCAUUAAUAAUAAAGAGGUCCACGGAAGAAGAUGAAGCAACAUAUGUCUGCAAAGCAACCAGUGAAAUUGGUCUAGCAACAACAAAAGCAAAAUUACGAGUUAAAACGGGUGGACCAAUAGCAUGGCAACCGGAUGAAGAUGAAGAAGAAGAAGUGGUAGAAACAGUUGUACAGAAAAUCCACAAGAAAAAGAAGCCAGAAGUGAAGAAAGCCAAAGAAACAAAAGAGAAAAUAAAAUCAGAACGAGUGAAAAUUGAUAAGAAAUCCAUUCAAAAAGAAAAGAUAAUACCACAAGAUGAAACAGAUGAGAGAAUGAUUGUCGAUAUUGAAGAAACUCAGGUUCUUGAGACCACCACAACUUUCGAUGACAAUUUCGAACAGCCGAAACAAGCGAAGAAAAUAGUACCAAUUCAAGAUUCAGUUAUCACUGAAGCAACAGCAUCACUGAAAAUGGUUGAUGAAAAAACAAAAAAGAUUCCUUCAAUGGUUGAAGAACGCGCAAAAAUAACAACGGAAAUAACUGAAACAAUAUCCGUAACUGAAGUUCAACCAGAAAUUCGUGAAUUAAAGAAGAAAAAGAAGAAACCAGAAAAAGUAAAAACAGAAGUAACAGUUGAGCAAAUAAUUAAGGAACAUGAGGAAAAUAUUGCACGUGAAGUUGAAGAAUUAAUGGAUGUUAUGAAUGCAACUGAAUUUGGACCAGGUGAAUCGCCACUUCGUGAAUUAGCGACAAUUGGCUUUUUGGUGCGCCAAGGUGUUUCUGUUAAUGAAAUUAAUGAAAGUCUUUAUCGAACUGACAAAUUUCCGGCACUACGUACGCCUGAUGCUCAAAAUGCAUUGGUCCAAUUGGUCGAGAGACAAGGACAUGGACCAUUAAUAACUGAAGUUCUCACUGAAGAAACAACAACUGAUGAGAGUAUUGUUGCUGCGACUGUUGGUUUUCGGGCAUUCAUGAAAAUGGUUGAUCUACAACAUGCGACUGUCGAAGAAGUGAUCACACACUUUGCUCCUGAUGAUUUUCGACCACGGGCUUGGGAAGUCACUGAAGCCAUUGAGGUGGAAAUCGAACAACAUGCAACAGAGAGAAUUGAAGUGAUCGAGGAAACAGAGAUACGCGUUAUGGAGAGAAGGGAGGACAGAAGAACGCUUCAGAAGCAAGAUGUUCGAGAAAUAAAAGAAUACGAGGACACUGAGCAAGUACACAAGACACAGCGCAAACGAAAAGACAUGAAAUCAUUGGAACAACCUCGUGAUAGGGAUGAGGGGGUUGAAAUAGUCCAAAUUGAAGAUGAGCGCGAAACGGAAAUCAUCGAAGAAGAUAUAAAGAAGGAGCAAGAGGAAACAAUGGAGGAAAUAAUAAUAGUCGAGAGGGACAAGAAAGGAAAAUUGAAACAGAAAAGAAAAAAAUCUAUCGAGGCUGAAAUUGAACAAGAGGAAGAGGAAAUUAUUCAGAAAACAAAAAAAGUAUUAAAACCAAAACGAUCUAAUAUAGGAGAGGAUGAAAUUGAAUUAGAAGAAAUUGAAGAAUUUCAAGUAAUUAGCGACAAUUCUGUAUCUUCAGUUGCUCUCAACAUUCCAUGUCAAUUAAAUGAAGUUGUACCACUCAAUCGAAUUACCGAGCAAGCACCAGGUAAACCUAAUGAUGAAAAAGCAAAAAUCACCCUAGACACUGUGAAUGCAUUAACUGAAGAAUAUUUACCAACUCACGAAAGUGAAAUUGAUCGUGUUCAAACACAACAACCGGAUAAACGAAAAGCAUCAAUUUCUAUUUUACCAAUGGAGCCGUAUUCAAUAACAGAAACAACGAUUCAAGGUGGAAUUAACGAAUUUCUUGAUACAUUUAAACCAACAACUUUUGCUGCAACAUCUGCAGUUGUUCCAUCAGAAAGUUUACUUGUAAGUGAAACUCUUCCAAGUGAAGCUAAACCAUCAGAUUUGAAAACUUCCACCUUCGAGGCAAGUGGACGUGCUGAAAUCACCAUGACCUUACAGGAAGCUACAACAAUCAGUGAAACCACAGUCAAUGAUAAAGAAGUUCCCAGUGAUGAUUUCAUAUCACCAAAUACUGUCAGGGCUGAGGAUACAUUUUUGCCACAGAUUGGACUCACCGUUUAUGAGGUUCAUGAAGGUCAAGUUGAAGAUAAAUUGGAACCUAUGAAAACUGUCACUAACAAACCUCGAGUCAACAUUACUCCAAUGGAGCCAGUUGUCAUUGAGGAAGUUCAUGCUCAAGAUAAACCUGGAAAAUACUAUCCUGAAUUGAUUGUUCCAACUGAAGUGGCAUCAACGACAAUAAUAUCUCAAAAACAACGAGUUACAGAAGAAAUGCAUGCUCCUGAAAAGGAAGGAACUUACGUUCCAGGACGAUUACCCGCUGGACAGACAGCCCUAAUAGAAGUAUCAUACGGUGGAGAAACUGCCAUAACUCACGUGCAACCAGUUCAAGAACGUGAGGGAAUCUUCUCACCAGACAGAAAAGCUGAUACUUUUGAAGCCCAACCGAAUGUUAAUCUAUUGGAGAGUAUAACAGUGUUGACUGUUGAUUCACAACAUCAAGAAUCUGCACUUACUGUCGAGGAAAGCAAGAAGGUAAUCGCUGAUUUGAACGUAGUUGAAGUAUCAUCAAUCGUGACCACUGAGACUGUAGCCACUGAAAAAGAACAUCACUAUCAGCCUGAUGAUCAACCACUCUCUAAAUCAGCAGACACUGUGAUUCUACCACUUGAAAUUGGAUCAGUUUCCAGUACAAUGGUUCAAGAAUCAGAAGGUGAAUAUGUCGAAGGAGUGAAACCAACUGCAGCUCUAGCUGAAGCAACCUACAGACCUGAAGAGUCUCUGAAGGUGUUGGAGGUCCAAACAGCUGACUAUCCAUCAGACUUCAGUGACGAUCUAAAAUUCGUCACCGAAAGUGGAACAGUCAAUGUUCACACCACUGAAGCUAAGGAAAUUCGCGAAAUACUCGUUCACGAUCAGGAGAAUCAAAUGGAAGAUGUACAAAGACCAGAGGAACGAAUUGUUGAUACAAUUUAUGAUGCUAUCAAAGGUAUCGAAGUAUUUCAAACCACAUCAGUUGAAAAGGAGGGUGAUCUUCGAAUUUACGAGAUGCCGGAAAGUCAUCGUGGCAAAACGGUACCAACACAUCCAGUGGUAUCACUUCAAGUGGAGGAAGUCACUUCUCAGGACAAUGUGGCUCAAAUUCCAAAAGACGUUCCACUGACAGUCACGGCAAAAAUUGAACGUGAUGAUUUACGUGAGACUAUUGUUGGAGAGAUAAUUACAGCUGAGGGUCUAGCACCAGUGAAACAAGAUGUUGUACCAGAAAUGAAGAUUGCUGAUGUCGACAUUGACGAGAUGUCAAGUAUUCAUACGUCAGAGGUGAUUGUCUCUGAAAAGGAAACUGAAUACACAAGAAUCGUUGAAGAUAAACAAGUAUUUGCCAAUACGGAAUUUACAACUCAAGUUGCUGCUAUGCAUCAAGAAGUGAGAACAGAAUCACCAACUGGAGAGUAUGUUUCAAUUGAUGUUACAAACAAGGUAAUUGCUCAGCCAUCGCACACUCUUUUGGAAAGUAUAUCAGUGGGUGUUCAUGAGCUGGCGGAAAAGGAAAACAUCUAUAAAGAAGAAAUUAAACCAAGUGCAAAGAUUGCUAACGUUGAACUCACCGAGACUCGACCUGGAGCUGUCACUAUGGAAAUUAUUGUCAGCGAUCGAGAAAAUGUUUAUUCUCCAGAGACUCGAGAUCUGACAGAUGUCACUGCUCAACCAUUUGUUGAUGCUCACACGAUAGCUAUUAAAUCGGAAACUAUCGCUGAACAGAAUGCUCAGGAUAUUAUUGCUGAAGUUCCACAAACAAAUAAAGCAUUCUCGCGCCAAGAAGCUAUGGAUGAAUUGAUUGUCACCGAAACUCAUAUUGCUGAAACUGAAAAACGAUGGGAUGAACAGAUCAAACCUUCUGAACACAGUGCUGAAGUGGAAGUCGAGUUUUCUGAGAAUCUUACCAUCAAUCAACUCAUCACAGUUCUGAAUAAGGAGGAAGAUUUUCAAUCGGCUGACACACCAGUUGAGCAGACUGUGAAAUUGAAUCUCACCUCAGGUCAUGAAGUUGCACAAACCCAAGAAACUGUACUUGCAAAUAGUACUGAAAGUUAUGAAGAGCAAAUACCUAAGGAAGAAGUGGCAAAACCGAAACAAAGUGGACUCGAAAUAGUUCAACAAACGGAAAUUACAGUUUCCGAGAUGGAAGCUCCAUUGCCAUUGGAUGUUGCACCAGAUGACAAAAAGGUAGACGUUACCUUUGCGGAAGGUGAAGCUGUGCAAACUAUUCUUACCCAGGCUGAAGAUAAAGAAGGCAUUUAUAAAAAAGAAGCGAAACCCAAGUCUGUUGAAGCAACAAUUGACUUUGAAGUACAAGGUGUUGCUUCCAAAUUUGAAAUUCAUAGUGAUUUAGGAGUUUCAGAUAUCGAAACAGAACUUCCACAGAGUGUAAAAUCUAAAAGUGAGAUCUUACCUUAUCAGACAGCUUUAGCAGAGGAGGUAUACACCCGUGAAAGUGAAGGACGUUUAAUUGAUGAUCAUCCUGCAGGUAGAACUGCAAAUCUUGAUUUCGAAAUCGGCGAAGGUGUUCAAGUCUCCGAUGUGGUUGCUCAAGAUAAAGAAGGCGUUCUACCUGAAACAGAAAAACCAUCAGUUAAAUCUGCUACUUUUGACAUUCCAGCUCAUACUGUUGCUGAAUCAAGUGAAAUUAUUGCAGAAAAUAAUGUUGGUGAAUUUUCAAAAGUUACAGUCGAAUCAGCUACAGCAACUGCAGAUCAUAUUACGUUCCACAGUCUCAUUACAUCAGAAACAGCGACAGGAGAUCUGGAGCAGUCGUUAGAGAACUUUGUGAAGCCUGAUGAAAAGAGGGUGGAUAUUGCUUUCGAAGAAGAUACAAGUCUAACGGUGACUGAAACAAUCACCUCUGACAAGGAGAAGGAGUACACUGGAAAAUUGGAAAUGAUUGAAGAACAAGCAACUGGUUCCUAUGAUGCACACAGAGUUGCUGAACGAACUGAGAUUAAUGCAGAAGCAUAUCCUGGUGAUUUCUCUGAAGAAACUCCAAAAUCAUUCACUGCUAAAGAAGAACGUCUUCCAUUUGAGAGUAUUGUACAAACAGAGGCAGUGAUUUCAGAAAAAGAGACAGAAUUCCAAGAGAAACCUUUAGUUAGUGGUAACACUGCCAGUAUAGGAAUUGGAGAUAACAUCGGUGUACCAAUUGUUACGGAAGUGAUCACUGAUGAUAAAGAAACUUCUUUGGCUGCUCUUGAAAAACCAAGUGAACGAUCAGCUACAGUAGAACUGGCAAGUCAUGUUAUUGCUGAAAAAAUGGAAAUCAACACUGAUUCAAGCAUAAGCAAUCUGGAAGAAUCAAAACCAUCAGUAGCUUCAGCAAUGCCAUCGCAAAUUCCCUUAGAAACUGUUGUACGGUCAGAGAUUGAAGUCACCGAAUCUGAAGGAAUCUAUAAAGGUGAUAAAAAAGCUUUGGAAGCUACAGCUGACGUUGGAAUCAUUGAGGAGAAAAGUGUUCAGGUACUGACAGUGACGUUGGAAGACAAAGAAGGUGAAUACAAACCUACAGAAUUACCUUCUGCAAAAACAGCCGAUAAAAAUUUGGUAGAAGGUCACGUUGUAGCUGAAGUUUCAGAAAAUAUUGUAGACAUCAGCACCAGUGAAUUGGAAAAACAAAAACUCGCUCCAAAACAGGAAGCACUGAGUACUAUUGUUACUGAACAUAGUUCAGUUGAAACUACUCAAAUAGAAUCUCAAGUCAAUAUUCCGGAGAAGAAGCAAAAAGAAAUUCCAUUCAGUCUUCAGACAGCAUCACCAGAACAAGACACUUUCGAAAGUAUAACCAUAACAGAGAACGUUGUUGAAGAAUCCGAGAAACCAUUCGAAGGAGUCUUUAAAGCUCCUUCACAAACUGUUGAUGUUAACAUACAAGAAGUCAAGUCUCUAGAAAUAAGUGAAACCUUGACUCAAGAUAAGGAAGAUACAUUCUUUACUUCCAAACUUGAUGAACAAAUUGGCAAACCUGAAUUUGAUUCUCUAUCGUCUGUGAUUGUAUCACAAACCGUAUGCAAUGAAUUGGAGAAUAUUCUCCCAAGUCCUGAAGUACCAACUCAGAGAACAGCACAAGCUGAUCUAUUUGGUAGAGAAGCAGCAGAAACUAUUCAAGUGCUACCUGUGAACAAUGCAGAAGAACUUCUGAAACCAAUUGCUCCAAAAGAAGAGAAAGGUAAACCAAGAGUUGAUGAAUUAUCAUCUCUCGUUAUUUCAGAAAUUAUGUCCAAUGAAUUAGAAGAAAUACUUCCCAGCAUGGAAAUUCCAACUCAAAAAACAGCCGAGACUCAAUUACUAGGAAGAGACAUUGCUGAAACUUCUCAAGUCCUUUCAAUAGCAAAUGUUGGUGAAUUCAUCAAACCAAAAUUACCAGACGAACAGAAGGGAAUACCUGGCCUUGAAGAACAUUCAUCACUCACGGUGUCGCAGAUUAUGUCCAAUGAAUCAGAAGAAUUCCUUCCCAGUCCAGAAGUACCAAGUACAAAGACAGCACAACCUAAUUUGACUGGACGAGAAAUAGCAGAAACCACUGAAGUCCUAACAGUAGCAGAUGUCGAGGAAUUGAUGAAAUCAAAAAUUCCUGACGAACAAAAAGGAAAACCACAGUUGGAUACGUUACCAUCAGCAAUAGUCACUGAAGUUCUAUCAAGCGAAGCUACAGAUGUUUUGCCUAGUGCCGAAGUUCCAUCAGAGAAGGUUGCAAAACCAGACAUCUUAGGUCGUGAAAUAGCCGAAACAACUGAAGUACAAACAGUGGCUAACGUUGAAGAAAUGAAAAAACCUGAAGCUCCUGAUGCUCAAACGAGUAAACCGGAAUACGAAGCAUUGACAACUUCAGUAGUUUCUCAAACAGAGUACCAUGAAUCUGAAGACACUCUUCCUGAGGCUCAGAAACCUAGCGGUAAAGUUGCUCAACCAGUGUUAUCGGGUCAAGAUAUCGCAGAGACCUUGGAAGUUCUAACAAUGUCCAACGUGGAAGAACUGCUAGAAACCAUAAAACCAGACGAACAAAAAGGAAUCCCUGAAUUAGAAGAAUUUAAGUCCAUCACAGUUUCACAAGUCAUUUCCAACGAAGUUGAAGAUGUUUUACCACAUGCUGAAGUUCCUUCAAUGAAGAAUGCAUUGUUUGAUUUACUCGGGAGGGAAGUAGCUGAAACAUCUGAAGUCCUAACAGUAGCAGAUGUUGAGGAAUUGAUAAAAUCAAAAAUUCCUGAUGAACAAAAAGGAAAAACACAGUUGGAUACAUUACCAUCAGCAAUAGUCACUGAAGUUCUAUCAAGCGAAGCUACAGAUGUUUUGCCUAGUGCCGAAGUUCCAUCAGAGAAAGUUGCAAAACCAGACAUCUUAGGUCGUGAAAUAGCCGAAACAACUGAAGUACAAACAGUAGCUAUCGUUGAAGAAAUGAAAAAACCCGAAAUUCCUGAAGAACAAAAAGGAAAAACAGAAUUUGAAGCUUUAACAACAUCUGUAAUUUCCCAAGCAGAAUUACACGAAGCUGAAGAUAAUCUUCCUGAAGCUGAAAAACCAACAACCAAGUUAGCUCAACCCAUUUUAACUGGUCACGACAUUGCAGAAACACUUGAAGUCCUUACAAUGUCGAAUGUGAAAGAAUUUUCCGAAGAAAUAAAACCAGAUGAACAGAAAGGAAUUCCAGAGUUAGAAGAGUUUAAAUCCAUAACAGUUUCUCAAGUAAUCUCCAAUGAAGUUGAAGAAGUUUUACAGAAAACCGAAAUACCUUCUAUGAAGACUGCUCUAUUAGAUUUAUUUGGAAGGGAAGUUGCAGAAACAUCUGAAGUUCUAACAGUAGCAGAUGUGGAAGAAUUCAUAAAAUUAAAAGUUCCUGAAGAGCAGACAGGCAAAACACAAUUGGAUACAUUACCAUCAGCAACAAUUACUGAAGUUCUAUCAAGUGAAGCUAUAGAAGUUUUGCCUAGUGCUGAAGUUCCAACGGAAAAGGUUGCUAAACCUGACAUCUUAGGUCGUGAAAUAGCCGAAACAACUGAAGUACAAACAGUAGCUAACGUUGAAGAAAUGAAAAAACCCGAAAUUCCUGAAGAACAAAAAGGAAAAACAGAAUUUGAAGCUUUAACAACAUCUGUAAUUUCCCAAGCACAAUUACACGAGGCUGAAGAUACUCUUCCUGAAGCUGAAAAACCUACAACUAAAUUAGCUCAACCCAGUUUAACUGGUCAUGACAUUGCAGAAACACUUGAAGUUCUUACCAUAUCUAAUGUGGAAGAACUUUCCGAGGAUGUAAAACCUGAGGAACAAAAGUUGAAGACCAGACAACCGGAAAUGAUUGGAAGAGAAAUAGCAGAAGUAUCUGAAGUCAUGACAAUAUCGAAUGCUGAGGAUCUUGCGAAACUCAAAAUUCCUGUUGAACAAAAAGGUGAAAUUCACAUUGAUACGAUGCUAUCUUUAACAGUAUCUCAAGUUGUUUCUGAUGAAGCUAAAGAUGUAUUACCAAGUCCCGAGAUUCCUACCACAUCCAAUGCUCAACCCAAUUUGUUUGGCAGAGAAGCAGCUCAAGUUUCAGAAGUUCUCACAGUCAGCAGUGCCAGUGAACUGGAAAAAUCAAUAAAACCAGAAGAACAGAAAGGUAAGACACAAUUGAAUGAACUAUCAUCAGUGACAGUAUCUCAAAUCAUUUCCAACGAAAUGGAAGAUACUUUACCAGAAGUGAGUAUUCCAACAAGCAAAGUUGCUGAAUCCAGUUUUCUUGGACGAGAAAUAGCAGAAACAACACAAAUUGUUGCACUUAAUGAAACUGAAGAAUUUUUGAGACCAAAGAUACCUGAUGAACAAAUUGGUGUAUCUAAACUAGAUGUUCUGUCACCAUUGAUUAUUUCUGAGUCCAUUUCCAAUGAACUUGGUGAACAAUUAUCAACAUCUGAACUUCCAACUAUGAAGAAUGCAGAACCAAUAAUGACUGGACGAGAAAUUGCAGAAACUUCUGAAAUAUCAACAGUUACAAGUGUCGGAGAGUUCGUUAAGCCUAUAGCGCCUGAAGAACAACAAGGAAUUCCUCAAUUGGAAGAAUUAUCAUCAAUCAUUGUUUCGCAAUCGGUAUCUCACGAGACGGAAGAAAUUCUGCUUAAAGAUGAGAAACCAUCCGAAAAAACAGCAAUUACAAAUUUGUUUGGUCGAGACAUUGCAGAAACUCUAGAGGUACAGACAGUUUCAACAGUCGAAGAAUUUAUGAAAUCUACUGGUCCUGAUGAACAAAAAAGCAAACCAGAACUAGAAGAAUUAUCAUCAUUGAUGGUAUCUCAAGUGAUAUCACACGAAGCUGAAGAGGUUUUACCAAGUCCAGAAGUUCCUAGUACAAAACAAGCUCAACCUAAUUUAUUCGGUAGAGAAAUAGCACAAACUUCAGAAGUAAUAACAGCAUCAACUGUUGAAGAUCUUGAGAAAUCAAAGUUGCCAGAAGAACAGGUCGGCAGGACAACCUUGGAUGUUCUCUCAUCGUUGAUUAUUUCACAAACCGUUUCAAAUGAACGCGAAGAUUUGCUUCCCGGAUCCGAGAAACCAUCUGAAAAGAUUGCUCAACCUACUUUAGCAGGUCGAGAAAUUGCGGAAACAAGUGAAACAACAACAAUGUUAAGUGCUGAAGAUUUGAGUAGGGUUAAAUUUCCAAACGAAGAAAAAGGUUCUGCUGAAUGGGACGUUUUGUCUUCAGUUGCAAUUUCAGAGAUUGUACCACAAGAAGCUGAACAAGAUCUACCUCAUGCAACAAAACCAAAUGAAUUUACAGCUCUUCCUAAUUUAUUCGGUAGAGAAGCACCAGAAGUCAUGGAACAUUUAACAGUCACUUCUGCUGAAGAUUUUACCAAAAUUGAAUUACCUGAAGAACAGAGGAGUAAGAUGACACUGGAUGCUCUAUCAUCAUUGACAGUUUCGCAAGUUGUAAUCACUGAGACUGAAGAAACAUUAAUCGAAGCUAAAAUCCCUAAUAAAAUGACAGCUCAACAGAAACUUAGCAGUAAAGAGGCAACUGAAGUUUUUCAAGUUCUUGCAGUAACACGUGCAGAUGAAUUUGCUGAUACUUUCUCACCAGAAACUCAAAGAGGAACUGGUGAAGUUGAAGAAAUGUCAUCUCUAAACGUAUCUCAAGUAAUUAUCAGUGAAUUGGAAGAAGACUUGAAAGCUCCUGAAGCUCCCAAUGAGAAAACAGCUUUCACAAAUAUUUCAGGAAGAGAAGUAGCUGAAACUUCAGAAAUACAAACUGUAAUCGAGGCUGAAGAAUUUGUCAAACCUAUAGCUCCUGUAGAACAACAAGGAAUUCAGAAUAUCAACGAACUAACAUCAUUGAUAAUUUCUCAAAACGUACCAACUGAAGCAGAAGAUAUUUUCUCAACUCCUUCUGCUCCCAGUGGGAAAAAUGCUCAACCGAAUCUUAUUGGAAUUGAUGUUGCUGAAACAAUACAAAUACAAACUUUAAUUAGCACUUCAGAUCUAUCAGAGGAUCAGCUUCCCGAAACACAAGCAGGCAAACCACAAAUAGAAGAGAUGUCUUCAAUUAUCAUUUCACAAACCUUGUCCAAUGAGAAUGAAGAAAAAUUGUUAUCUUCAGAGAAGCCUGAUGAAAAAAUGGCGCAAAUUAAUAUUACCGGUCUCGAAGCAGCGUCAAAAUUGGAAAUCGAGACCAUGACAACGACUAAUGAAUUUAUUAAACAGCAUAAGCCGGAAACUCAAUCUGGUACAACAGAAUUUGAAAAGAUGAAUUUCAUCUCCGUAUCCGAAACAAUUCUUAAUGAAUCGGAAACAAUUUUAACAACUGCUGAAAUUCCCAAAAGUCAGUCGGCAAUGCCAAAUGUGCCAAGUAUCGAAGCAGCACAAACAACGGAAAUUUUAUCACUUGCAAGUUUCGACAAAUUGAAAACCUCCGAACUUCCAGAAGUACAGAAAGGAAAAGUAAAUCUAGAAGAAAUGUCCUCAUUAACAAUAUCUGAGGUAAACUAUAAUGAAAAUGAAAAAACGCUUGCUCGAGAUGAAAUACCAUCAUCACAAACAGCACAAAUGAUUCUCCCUAGUCAAACAACAAUAGAAACAACGGAAACAAUUGCAGCAACAAGUACCAAGGAUCUGCCAGAAUCAGCGAAACCUGACUUUAAGCAAAUAUUGCCUGAACAUAUACCAUUUGAAAAUGUCCAACAAAUGCAAAACAUUGUUCAAGAAAGUGAAUCAACACUUACGAUCGAAAGAAAAUCCUCCAUUGCUAAAGCGGAAGUCAGUUUUCGAGUUUCCGAAAGUUUAGAAGUAACGCAAGUAACAGCUACAGAAAAAGAGUCAAAAGAAGUUAUCAAGGGAGUCGCUAAAGAAGGCAGUGCUCAACCCGAUGUUGUUGAUCGUACAGUUGCAAUAAAAACAGAAGUUUUACCUGGAGACAUUGCUUCAGAAUUUCAACCAGAAAAACCAACCUCCAAAACAGCCAGCGAAACAAAAGAUAUCAAGCAUAGUAUAAUUGUCACAGAUUUAGGUUCUACUGAUGAACGUGAGUUAGAUCUUUUGCAAACUUUGAAGUCAUCUUCUAAAACAGCCUAUAUUACUAUAGAAGAUGAACACAUGGAACAUAUAGAAGAAACCACAGAAGCACGAGUUGAACAACAAACUUUAUUAACACAACACACUAAAAAACACGUACACCCAGAAACAUUUAAACAAGAAAGCACCGAUUCUGAUACAGAGGUAACUCAAGAAUAUACUACAACAUUCAGGCGAGGAAGUAAAGAAGGACAAAAUGACGCAAUAAAAACGAGAAAAACAAUAAUCAGAAAAAAGAGACCAGAAACAGGAAGCGAAGACAAAGCAGUAGUCAUAGAAGAAGAAAUUGAAAACAUAAAAUCCCAAUUACCAACAAUACCAAAGAAACAAUUUAUGCCCAUUGAAGAAGUUACAGACACAACUAAUAUUGAAGAAAUUAAACCGACUAUAGUUGAAGAAGUUGAAGAAAAAGCCAUAACAAAACAAAAACAUAAACCUAUUCCAACAGAAAAAGAAACAAUUAGAGAACAAGUAACUGUUACUGAGGAAGUUACCAAACAAGGCAAACCUCGCAAAGUAACAAAGAGGAAAGUCAUCAGACGCAAGGGUAAGAAGCAACAAGUAACAGAAACAGUCACUGUUGAAGAGGAAGGCAAGGCACCUGUAACAAAAGUCAUUGAGAAACCGGAAGAGGAAGUUCUAACUGAAGAGAUCAUUGAAGAUAUGCCUGUCGAAGAGUUUGUUACUCCAUCAGAAGUGGAAUCAGUGAGAGAACAGUAUACUGUUACUGAGGAAGUUACCAAACAAGGCAAACCUCGCAAAGUAACAAAGAAGAAAGUCAUCAGACGAAAGGGUAAAAAGCAACAAGUAACAGAAACAGUCACUAUUGAAGAGGAAGGCAAGGCACCUGUAACAAAAGUCAUUGAGAAACCGGAAGAGGAAGUUCUAACUGAAGAGAUCAUUGAAGAUAUGCCUAUCGAAGAGUUUGUUACUCCAUCAGAAGUGGAAUCAGUAAGAGAACAGGUUACUGUUACUGAGGAAGUUACCAAACAAGGCAAACCUCGCAAAGUAACAAAGAGGAAAGUCAUCAGACGCAAGGGUAAGAAGCAACAAGUAACAGAAACAGUCACUGUUGAAGAGGAAGGCAAGGCACCUGUAACUAAAGUCAUUGAGAAACCGGAAGAGGAAGUUCUAACUGAUGAAAUCAUUGAAGAUAUGCCUGUCGAAGAGUUUGUUACUCCAUCAGAAGUGGAAUCAGUAAGAGAACAGGUUACUGUUACUGAGGAAGUUACUAAACAAGGCAAACCUCGCAAAGUAACAAAAAAGAAAAUUAUUAGACGCAAGGGUAAGAAGCAACAAGUAACAGAAACAGUCACUGUUGAAGAGGAAGGCAAGGCACCUGUAACAAAAGUCAUUGAGAAACCGGAAGAGGAAGUUCUAACUGAAGAGAUCAUUGAAGAUAUGCCUGUCGAAGAGUUUGUUACUCCAUCAGAAGUGGAAUCAGUAAGAGAACAGGUUACUGUUACUGAGGAAGUUACUAAACAAGGCAAACCUCGCAAAGUAACAAAAAAGAAAAUUAUUAGACGCAAGGGUAAGAAGCAACAAGUAACAGAAACAGUCACUGUUGAAGAGGAAGGCAAGGCUCCAGUUACUGAGAUUAUUGAGAAACCAGAAGAGGAAGUUCUAACUGAUGAGAUCAUUGAAGACAUGCCUGUAGACAACUAUGUUACUCCAUCAGAAGUGGAAUCAGUAAGAGAACAGGUUACUGUUACUGAGGAAGUUACUAAACAAGGCAAACCUCGCAAAGUAACAAAAAAGAAAAUCAUCAGACGCAAGGGUAAGAAGCAACAAGUAACAGAAACAGUCACUGUUGAAGAGGAAGGCAAGGCACCUGUAACAAAAGUCAUUGAGAAACCGGAAGAGGAAGUUCUAACUGAAGAGAUCAUUGAAGAUAUGCCUAUCGAAGAGUUUGUUACUCCAUCAGAAGUGGAAUCAGUAAGAGAACAGGUUACUGUUACUGAGGAAGUUACCAAACAAGGCAAACCUCGCAAAGUAACAAAGAGGAAAGUCAUCAGACGCAAGGGUAAGAAGCAACAAGUAACAGAAACAGUCACUGUUGAAGAGGAAGGCAAGGCACCUGUAACUAAAGUCAUUGAGAAACCGGAAGAGGAAGUUCUAACUGAUGAAAUCAUUGAAGAUAUGCCUGUCGAAGAGUUUGUUACUCCAACAGAAGUGGAAUCAGUAAGAGAACAGGUUACUGUUACUGAGGAAGUUACUAAACAAGGCAAACCUCGCAAAGUAACAAAAAAGAAAAUUAUUAGACGCAAGGGUAAGAAGCAACAAGUAACAGAAACAGUCACUGUUGAAGAGGAAGGCAAGGCACCUGUAACAAAAGUCAUUGAGAAACCGGAAGAGGAAGUUCUAACUGAAGAGAUCAUUGAAGAUAUGCCUGUCGAAGAGUUUGUUACUCCAUCAGAAGUGGAAUCAGUGAGAGAACAGGUUACUGUUACUGAGCAACUUACUAAACAAGGCAAACCUCGCAAAGUAACAAAGAGGAAAGUCAUCAGACGCAAGGGUAAGAAGCAACAAGUAACAGAAACAGUCACUGUUGAAGAGGAAGGCAAGGCUCCAGUUACUGAGAUUAUUGAGAAACCAGAAGUGGAAGUUCUAACUGAUGAGAUCAUUGAAGACAUGCCUGUAGACAACUAUGUUACUCCAUCAGAAGUGGAAUCAGUAAGAGAACAGGUUACUGUUACUGAGGAAGUUACUAAACAAGGCAAACCUCGCAAAGUAACAAAGAAGAAAGUCAUCAGACGAAAGGGUAAAAAGCAACAAGUAACAGAAACAGUCACUGUUGAAGAGGAAGGCAAGGCACCUGUAACUAAAGUCAUUGAGAAACCGGAAGAGGAAGUUCUAACUGAUGAGAUCAUUGAGGAAAUGCCUGUAGACAAGUAUGUUACUCCAUCAGAAGUGGAAUCAGUAAGAGAACAGGUUACUGUUACUGAGGAAGUUACCAAACAAGGCAAACCUCGCAAAGUAACAAAGAGGAAAGUCAUCAGACGCAAGGGUAAGAAGCAACAAGUAACAGAAACAGUCACUGUUGAAGAGGAAGGAAAGGCUCCAGUUACUAAGAUUAUUGAGAAACCAGAAGAGGAAGUUCUAACUGAUGAGAUCAUUGAAGACAUGCCUGUAGACAAGUAUGUUACUCCAUCAGAAGUGGAAUCAGUAAGAGAACAGGUUACUGUUACUGAGGAAGUUACUAAACAAGGCAAACCUCGCAAAGUAACAAAGAAGAAAGUCAUCAGACGAAAGUGUAAAAAGCAACAAGUAACAGAAACAGUCACUAUUGAAGAGGAAGGCAAGGCACCUGUAACUAAAGUCAUUGAGAAACCGGAAGAGGAAGUUCUAACCGAUGAAAUCAUUGAAGAUAUGCCUGUCGAAGAGUUUGUUACUCCAUCAGAAGCGGAAUCAGUAAGACAACAGGUUACUGUUACUGAGGAAGUUACAAAACAAGGCAAACCUCGCAAAGUAACAAAGAAGAAAGUCAUCAGACGAAAGGGUAAAAAGCAACAAGUAACAGAAACAGUCACUAUUGAAGAGGAAGGCAAGGCACCUGUAACUAAAGUCAUUGAGAAACCGGAAGAGGAAGUUCUAACCGAUGAAAUCAUUGAAGAUAUGCCUGUCGAAGAGUUUGUUACUCCAUCAGAAGCGGAAUCAGUAAGAGAACAGGUUACUGUUACUGAGGAAGUUACAAAACAAGGCAAACCUCGCAAAGUAACAAAGAAGAAAGUCAUCAGACGAAAGGGUAAAAAGCAACAAGUAACAGAAACAGUCACUAUUGAAGAGGAAGGCAAGGCACCUGUAACUAAAGUCAUUGAGAAACCGGAAGAGGAAGUUCUAACCGAUGAAAUCAUUGAAGAUAUGCCUGUCGAAGAGUUUGUUACUCCAUCAGAAGCGGAAUCAGUAAGAGAACAGGUUACUGUUACUGAGGAAGUUACAAAACAAGGCAAACCUCGCAAAGUAACAAAAAAGAAAAUCAUCAGACGCAAGGGUAAGAAGCAACAAGUAACAGAAACAGUCACUGUUGAAGAGGAAGGCAAGGCACCUGUAACAAAAGUCAUUGAGAAACCGGAAGAGGAAGUUCUAACUGAAGAGAUCAUUGAAGAUAUGCCUGUCGAAGAGUUUGUUACUCCAUCAGAAGUGGAAUCAGUGAGAGAACAGGUUACUGUUACUGAGGAAGUAACCAAACAAGGCAAACCUCGCAAAGUAACAAAGAGGAAAGUCAUCAGACGCAAGGGUAAGAAGCAACAAGUAACAGAAACAGUCACUGUUGAAGAGGAAGGCAAGGCACCUGUAACUAAAGUCAUUGAGAAACCGGAAGAGGAAGUUCUAACUGAUGAAAUCAUUGAAGAUAUGCCUGUCGAAGAGUUUGUUACUCCAUCAGAAGUGGAAUCAGUAAGAGAACAGGUUACUGUUACUGAGGAAGUUACUAAACAAGGCAAACCUCGCAAAGUAACAAAGAAGAAGGUUAUCAGACGUAAGGGUAAAAAGCAACAAGUAACAGAAACAGUAACUAUUGAAGAGGAAGGCAAGGCACCUGUAACAAAAGUCAUAGAGAAACCGGAAGAGGAAGUUCUAACUGAUGAGAUCAUUGAAGGUAUGCCAGUCGAAGAGUUUGUUACUCCAUCAGAAGUGGAAUCAGUAAGAGAACAGGUUACUGUUACUGAGGAAGUUACAAAACAAGGCAAACCUCGCAAAGUAACAAAGAAGAAGGUUAUCAGACGUAAGGGUAAAAAGCAACAAGUAACAGAAACAGUCACUGUUGAAGAGGAAGGCAAGGCACCUGUAACUAAAGUCAUUGAGAAACCGGAAGAGGAAGUUCUAAUUCAUGAGAUCAUUGAAGAAAUGCCUGUAGACGAGUAUGUUACUCCAUCAGAAGUGGAAUCAGUAAGAGAACAGGUUACUGUUACUGAGGAAUAUGUUACUAAACAAGGCAAACCUCGCAAAGUAACAAAGAAGAAAGUCAUCAGACGUAAGGGUAAAAAGCAACAAGUAACAGAAACAGUCACUGUUGAAGAGGAAGGCAAGGCUCCAGUUACUGAGGUUAUUGAGAAACCGGAAGAGGAAGUUCUAACUCAUGAGAUCAUUGAAGAUAUGCCAGUCGAAGAGUUUGUUACUCCAUCAGAAGUGGAAUCAGUAAGAGAACAGGUUACUGUUACUGAGGAAGUUACAAAACAAGGCAAACCUCGCAAAGUAACAAAGAAGAAGGUUAUCAGACGUAAGGGUAAAAAGCAACAAGUAACAGAAACAGUCACUGUUGAAGAGGAAGGCAAGGCACCUGUAACUAAAGUCAUUGAGAAACCGGAAGAGGAAGUUCUAAUUGAUGAGAUCAUUGAAGAAAUGCCUGUAGACGAGUAUGUUACUCCAUCAGAAGUGGAAUCAGUGAGAGAACAAGUUACUGUUACUGAGGAAGUUACUAAACAAGGCAAACCUCGCAAAGUAACAAAGAAGAAAGUCAUCAGACGAAAGGGUAAAAAGCAACAAGUAACAGAAACAGUCACUGUUGAAGAAGAUGGCAAGGCACCUGUAACAAAAGUCAUAGAGAAACCAGAAGAGGAAGUUCUAACUGAUGAGAUCAUUGAAGACAUGCCUGUAGACAAGUAUGUUACUCCAUCAGAAGUGGAAUCAGUAAGAGAACAGGUUACUGUUACUGAGGAAGUUACUAAACAAGGCAAACCUCGCAAAGUAACAAAGAAGAAAGUCAUCAGACGCAAGGGUAAGAAGCAACAAGUAACAGAAACAGUCACUGUUGAAGAGGAAGGCAAGGCACCUGUAACAAAAGUCAUAGAGAAACCGGAAGAGGAAGUUCUAACUGAUGAGAUCAUUGAAGAAAUGCCUGUAGACGAGUAUGUUACUCCAUCAGAAGUGGAAUCAGUGAGAGAACAAGUUACUGUUACUGAGUAUGUUACUAAACAAGGCAAACCUCGCAAAGUAACAAAGAAGAAAGUCAUCAGACGUAAGGGUAAAAAGCAACAAGUAACAGAAACAGUCACUGUUGAAGAGGAAGGCAAGGCUCCAGUUACUGAGGUUAUUGAGAAACAAGAAGAGGAUGUUCUACCUGUUGAGAUCAUUGAAGAUAUGCCUGUAGACGAGUAUGUUACUCCAUCAGAAGUGGAAUCAGUGAGAGAACAAGUUACUGUUACUGAGGAUGUUACUAAACAAGGCAAACCUCGCAAAGUAACAAAGAAGAAAGUCAUCAGACGUAAGGGUAAAAAGCAACAAGUAACAGAAACAGUCACUGUUGAAGAGGAAGGCAAGGCACCUGUAACUAAAGUCAUUGAGAAACCGGAAGAGGAAGUUCUAACUGAUGAGAUCAUUGAGGAAAUGCCUGUAGACGAGUAUGUUACUCCAUCAGAAGUGGAAUCGGUGAGAGAACAGGUUACUGUUACUGAGGAAGUUACAAAACAAGGCAAACCUCGCAAAGUAACAAAGAAGAAGGUUAUCAGACGUAAGGGUAAAAAGCAACAAGUAACAGAAACAGUCACUGUUGAAGAGGAAGGCAAGGCACCUGUAACUAAAGUCAUUGAGAAACCGGAAGAGGAAGUUCUAACUGAUGAGAUCAUUGAAGAAAUGCCUGUAGACGAGUAUGUUAUUCCAUCAGAAGUGGAAUCAGUGAGAGAACAAGUUACUGUUACUGAGGAUGUUACUAAACAAGGCAAACCUCGCAAAGUAACAAAGAAGAAAGUCAUCAGACGUAAGGGUAAAAAGCAACAAGUAACAGAAACAGUCACUGUUGAAGAGGAAGGCAAGGCUCCAGUUACUGAGGUUAUUGAGAAACCGGAAGAGGAAGUUCUAACUGAUGAGAUCAUUGAAGAUAUGCCAGUCGAAGAAUUUGUUACUCCAUCAGAAGUGGAAUCAGUAAGAGAACAGGUUACUGUUACUGAGGAAGUUACUAAACAAGGCAAACCUCGCAAAGUAACAAAAAAGAAAAUCAUCAGACGCAAGGGUAAGAAGCAACAAGUAACAGAAACAGUCACUGUUGAAGAGGAAGGCAAGGCACCUGUAACUAAAGUCAUUGAGAAACCGGAACAGGAAGUUCUAACUGAUGAGAUCAUUGAGGAAAUGCCUGUAGACGAGUAUGUUACUCCAUCAGAAGUGGAAUCGGUGAGAGAACAGGUUACUGUUACUGAGGAAGUUACAAAACAAGGCAAACCUCGCAAAGUAACAAAGAAGAAGGUUAUCAGACGUAAGGGUAAAAAGCAACAAGUAACAGAAACAGUCACUGUUGAAGAGGAAGGCAAGGCACCUGUAACUAAAGUCAUUGAGAAUCCGGAAGAGGAAGUUCUAAUUGAUGAGAUCAUUGAAGAUAUGCCUGUCGAUGAGUUUGUUACUCCAUCAGAAGUGGAAUCAGUGAGAGAACACGUUACUGUUACUGAGGAUGUUACUAAACAAGGCAAACCUCGCAAAGUAACAAAGAAAAAAGUCAUCAGACGUAAGGGUAAAAAGCAACAAGUAACAGAAACAGUCACUGUUGAAGAGGAAGGCAAGGCUCCAGUUACUGAGGUUAUUGAGAAACCAGAAGAGGAUGUUCUACCUGAUGAGAUCAUUGAAGAUAUGCCUGUAGACGAGUAUGUUACUCCAUCAGAAGUGGAAUCAGUGAGAGAACAGGUUACUGUUACUGAGGAAGUUACUAAACAAGGCAAACCUCGCAAAGUAACAAAGAAGAAAGUCAUCAGACGUAAGGGUAAAAAGCAACAAGUAACGGAAACAGUCACUGUUGAAGAGGAAGGCAAGGCUCCAGUUACUGAGGUCAUUGAGAAACCAGAAGAGGAAAUUCCUACUGCUCCUAAAAAGAUUCGAAAAAAGCGUGUUACUAAACAUCGUGAAGAAAAGAAAAUUGUAAAGAAAAAGAAGAAACCAACAAAGAAGGCACAAAUAACAGAUGACAAAAUUCCCGAAGAGACAAUUCAGGAAAUUGUCAUCGAGAAGCCAAUAAAAAAGAAAGCUAAACCAAAAGUAGAGAAACUCGAUGUAGCAAAAAUAACAGAAAUUGAUGUCAAAAAACUACCUGACUUGAUUAAGAAAGAAAUUGUAACUGAAGAAGAAGAAGUAAUCGAAAUUAUUCAAACUCCAGAAAAGAAGAUAGUGAAGAAAAAGAAGAAGCCAACAAAGAAAGGUGAAAAAACAGAGGUAACUGAAGAGAUCACAGAAACGCCAAUUGAAGAUGUCAUCAUCAUGGAGGAACAGGAAAUAGUCGAAAUUGUUGAAACACCAACAAAGAAAAUCGUUCGAAAGAAGAAGGCACAAUUCUCAGAAGAUAAUAUUCCAGAAGAAUCGAUUGAAGAAAUUAUCAUUGAUAAGCCAUUGGAAAGGAAGGCGAAACCAAAAGUUGAAGAAUUAGUUACUGUCGAAAUUACAGAAGUUGAUGUUAAAAAGUUGCCUGAUCUAAUUAAGAAAGAAAUUGUAACGGAAGAAGAAGAAAUCAUAGAAGUAAUUGAAACACCAGAAAAGAAGAUUGUUAAAAAGAAGAAGAAACCAACAAAGAAGGGCGAAGAAACCAAGGUAAUUGAAGAAGUAACAGAAACACCUAUUGAAGAUAUCAUUGUGAUGGAGGAACAAGAAAUUGUGGAAAUAGUUGAAACACCGACAAAGAAGAUCAUUCGAAAGAAAAAAGCACGAAUUACAGACGAUAAAAUUCCCGAAGAGACAAUUCAGGAAAUUGUCAUCGAGAAGCCAAUAAAGAAGAAAGCUAAACCAAAAGUAGAGAAACUUGAUGUAGCAAAAAUAACAGAAAUAGAUGUCAAAAAGCUACCUGACUUGAUCGAGAAAGAAAUUGUGACUGAAGAAGAAGAAGUAAUUGAAGUGAUUCAAACUCCAGAAAAGAAGAUUGUAAAGAAAAAGAAGAAGCCAUCAAAGAAAGGCGAAAAACCAGAGGUGACUGAAGAGAUUACAGAAACACCAAUUGAAGAUGUCAUAAUUAUGGAGGAACAGGAAAUAGUCGAAAUUGUUGAAACACCAACAAAGAAAAUCAUCCGAAAAAAGAAGGCUCAAAUGACAGAUGACAAAGUUCCUGAAGAAACAAUCCAAGAGAUUGUUAUCGAGAAACCAAAGAAGAAGAAAGCCACACCUAAAUUGGAGGAAUUAGAUACGGCUCAAAUUAUGGAAGUUAAUAUCAAGGAAGUUCCAGAUUUAAUCAAAAAAGAAGAUGUAACAGAAGAUGAGGAGAUCAUUCAAGUGAUCGAGACACCUGAGAAACGAAUAGUAAAGAAGAAAAAGAAACCAACUAAAAAAGGAGAAGAUGAGAAGGUCAUUGAAGAAAUCAUGGAUACUCCAAUUGAAGAUACGAUUAAAAUGGUGGAACAGGAAAUUGUCGAAAUUAUCGAAACGCCCACAAAGAAAGUUGUUAAGAAAAAGAAGAAGGUUCUGCCAACUGAAGAUACUAUUUCCGAUGAAGUUAUUGAAGUAAUUGUAGUGGACAAACCAUCUGAAAAAAUUGCUCGUGCAUUUGUCGAUGAAAAUGAAGCCGUCGAAAUGUUUAUUCCAAAAGACAGUGUAAUAACUACGGAAAUAAUUCCAGAGCAAACAACUGAAGACAUGCUUCAGGAAGAUACGCAAAUUCAGGUGCCAUUAGAAACAACAACUGAUCAACCUGAGAAAGUAAAAAUAACAGGUAUUCUUGUUCAAGAUUCGAAAAAGCGAAAGGUGAAGAAGAAGGUUACCAUCGAGGAACGUCCACAAGAGAAGGAAAUCAGUCCAGAGAGACCAGAACAAAUACUAUCAGAUGAGAAACCAGAUGAAUCCAAAAAGGUUCCUGAAGAACAACCUUCAGAAAUGGUACCAGAAAAGAAGAUAACAAAAAAGAAAAAGAAGAAACCAUCUCCGAAAAAAAAUGAAAUUGAAGAAUGGAUUGAACCAGAAUAUGAAAGGCCCGUUCUCGAACCAAUACCAGAGAAAGUACCAUUUGUGCCAAGUAAAAAGAGGAAAGAAAAAUUAGAAGCACCUCAAAAAGCAGAGCAAAUGGUUCCAAUGGAAAUUGAAAGAAAAGAAAUCAAGCCCACAAAGUUGAUUUAUUCGAAGCCAACUGAAGUUGUACAUUUUGCAGAAAUUAAAUUAAAAAAGGUUUCAAUUCCAAAACGACGAGAAUCCAAGAGCAAGAUACCCCAGAUACGACUGAAGAGUCGUAUUACCUUCAUAGAUGAUUAUCCUCCAAAAAUUCAAUUACCGCAAAUAACAGUCUUGGAGGAAAAUCCAAUCCAAGCAGGAGAGCUUUCAAGAAAUGCAGAGGAAGCUUUAGAAGUUCUGAAAAAGAAAUACAAAAAACCAAAAUUACCAAAGAAACAGCUUACGGAUUUGGAAAAAUUAGAUCAGGAAUUUGAAGAAUUAAAGAAAGUUCCUUUGGAGCAGAUUGAAGAUAAAUCAAUUUAUGAACGUCAACCUAAGAAACCCAAGGAGGAGGAGAAACCAAAAGAGAAAAUAAAAAUAGGCAAAGGUAAAGUUCCAGAGAAGGAAGAAGAACAACCAGAAGAUGUAAAACUAAAGAAGAUUCCCGAGAAGGUACCUGAAGAAGAAGAGAUUACACCAAAGAAACCAAAACCAACAGAAACAACAGAAGACGUUCCUAAAAAGAAGAAAUCAGAAAAGAAGCCUAAACUUAAGCCGGAAGACUUCCAACCUACAGAUUUUGAGAGACCAGAACUUGAACAGUACGUUCCACCAGAAGAAGAAGUUCCACAGAAACCGGAAGAGGAGAAACCUACCAAACCCUACAAACGAACAAAGAAAGAAAAACCAGAACAAGAAAUAGAUCAAGUUCCGAUUGAAAAGGGAAUACCAAAGCCACAAGAACCGGAAGAACAACCCGAUGUUAAAUUCAGAAUUCCAGAAGCCAAAAAACCGGAAGAGAUUCCUGAAGAAAUUACUCUGAAACCUUGGAAAAAAGAUAAACCAGAGGAAGAAAAAUCGGCGGAAGCAACACCGGAGCUUAAGUUUAUUCCAGAGGACAAACAACCUGAAGAAGAAGUCGAUGAAGAAACGAAGAAACCUAAAACUAAAAAGAAGAUACCAAAAGAAAAGAAAGUCAAACCAAAAGGUGCUGAAGAAGAAAUACCCACUGAGAAAGAUGCCAUUGCUGAAGAGUUACAGGAAGUUGAAGAAGUGACUGAAGAUGUGAUUCUCACUAAACCAGUUAAAUCCAAAGGCAAAAAGAAGAUAAUUCCGAAGGAAAAUCUUGAGACAACUGAAGUUGUUCCAGAUGAAACUAUAGAUCAAUUACCAGAAGAGGAAGUACCGUCUGAGGAGCAAGCAAAACCGAUUGAAGAAGAAAAAGAAGAUAAAUUAGUUAUAACGGAAACACCAACAGAAAAGGCUCCGAAGAAAAAGAAGAAGAAAGUUCCAACAGAAGUACCAGAAGAUAUUGAGAAACCAACAGAAGUUACUUCUGAAGAAACUCCUGAAGAGAAAGUUACAGAGAUUGAUGAUUCAACAAAAGAAGAACAGGAAGUAACUGAUAUCCUAAUAGAAAAGGUUCCAAAGAAGAAAAAGAAGAAAAUUACUACUGAUAAAGUACCAACAACUGAAGAUGUUGAGAUACCUUCAGAAGUUGCUCCUGAAGAAUCAACAGAGGAGAAAGUUCCUGAUGUCUUACCUAUGGAUGAACAAGAAAAUACUGAAAAAGUUCCUGAAGACAAGCCGUCUGAUGAAGUUCCAGAAAAGAAAGUACCUAAAAAGAAGAAGAAAAAGACCGUUACAAAGAAAGAUGAUAUUUACGAUUGGGUUGAACCAGAAUAUGAGAGACCAGUCUUAGAAGCAAUGCCCGAGAAAAUUGAUUUUGUGCCUAGCAAAAAGAAGAAAGAAAGCAAACUUGUUCCUCAAACAGCAGAAAAGUUAACACCAACGAAAAUCGAGAGAAAGGAAAUUAAACCCACUAAACUAAUUUACUCACAACCUUCAGAAGUAGUUCAAUUUGCUGAAAUUAAACUAAAGAAAGCUCCAGCUCCAAAACGACGGGAGUCCAAGAGUGUGAAAGUUCCACAAAUAAGACUAAAAAGUCGCAUCACUCAUAUAGACGAUUAUCCAUCAAAACUUCAGUACCCAACAAUUACAAUUCUAGAAGAAAAUCCAAUCCAAGCAGGAGAGCUUUCAAGAAAUGCAGAAGAAGCUUUAGAAGUUCUGAAGAAGAAAUACAAAAAGCCAAAAUUACCAAAGAAACAGCUUACAGAUUUGGAAAAAUUAGAUCAGGAAUUUGAGGAAUUAAAGAAAGUUCCCCUGGAGCAGAUUGAAGAUAAAUCAAUUUAUGAACGUCAACCUAAGAAACCCAAGGAGGAGGAGAAACCUAAAGAGAAAAUAAAAAUAGGCAAAGGUAAAGUUCCAGAAAAGGAGGAAGAACAACCGGAAGAUAUACAACUAAAGAAGAUUCCCGAGAAGGUACCUGAAGAAGAAGAGAUAACACCAAAGAAACCGAAACCAACAGAAACAACAGAAGACGUUCCUAAAAAGAAGAAAUCAGAAAAGAAACCUAAACUUAAGCCGGAAGACUUCCAACCUACAGAUUUUGAGAGACCAGAACUUGAAAAGUACGUUCCACCAGAAGAAGAAGUUCCAGACAAACCGGAAGAAGAGAAACCUACUAAACCCUAUAAGCGACCAAAGAAGGAAAAACCAGAACAAGAAAUAGACCAAGUUCCAAUUGAAAAGGGAAUACCAAAGCCUCAAGAACCUGAAGAACAACCGGAUGUUAAAUUCAGAAUUCCAGAAGGCAAAAAACCAGAAGAGAUUCCUGAAGAAAUUACUCUGAAACCUUGGAAAAAAGAUAAGCCAGAGGAAGAAAAAUCGGCGGAAGCAACACCGGAGCUCAAGUUUAUUCCAGAGGACAAACAACCUGAAGAAGAAGUCGAUGAAGAAACGAAGAAACCUAAAACUAAAAAGAAGAUACCAAAAGAAAAGAAAGUCAAACCAAAAGGUGCUGAAGAAGAAAUACCCACUGAGAAAGAUGCCAUUACUGAAGAGAUACAAGAAGUUGAAGAAGUGACUGAAGACGUCGUUCUAACUAAACCAGAAAAAUCCAAAGGCAAAAAGAUGAUAAUUCCAAAGGAAAAUCUUGAGACAACUGAAGUUGUUCCAGGUGAAACUAUAGAUCAACUACCAGAGGAGGAAGUACCGUCUGAGGAGCAAGCAAAACCGAUUGAAGAAGAAAAAGAAGAUAAAUUGGUUAUAACGGAAACACCAACAGAAAAGGCUCCAAAGAAAAAGAAGAAGAAAGUACCAACAGAAGUACCUGAAAAUGUAAAACAAGAGGAUUUAAAUGAAGAACAAAUUACUCCCUCAGAAAUUGUUCCUAAAGAAAUACCAGAUGAAAAAAUUCCCGAAGAAGUAGUUGAACAAGAAAUUGUGCAAAUUCCGGAAGAACAACCUGUAGAGGAAGUGCCAGAGAAGAAGGAACCAAAGAAGAAGAAAAAGAAACCAGUUUCAAAGAAAGAUGAUAUUUACGAUUGGGUUGAACCAGAAUAUGAGAGGCCAGUCUUAGAAGCAAUGCCCGAGAAAAUUGAUUUUGUGCCCAGCAAAAAGAGGAAAGAAAGCAAACUUGUUCCUCAAACAGCAGAAAAGUUAAUACCAACGAAAAUCGAAAGAAAGGAAAUAAAACCUACAAAAUUAAUUUUCUCUCAACCUUCAGAAGUUGUUCAAUUCGCAGAAAUAAAAUUAAAGAAAGCUCCUGCACCGAAACGUCGUGAAUCCAAGAGUUCAAAAGUACCAAAAAUACUCCUAAAGAGUCGCAUUACAUUUAUCGAUGAUUACCCUUCGAAACUUCAGUUACCUAAAAUUACAAUUCUAGAAGAAAAUCCCAUUCAAGGUGGAGAGCUUUCAAGAAAUGCAGAGGAAGCUUUAGAAGUUCUAAAGAAGAAAUACAAAAAACCAAAAUUACCAAAGAAACAGCUUACGGAUUUGGAAAAAUUAGAUCAAGAAUUUGAGGAAUUAAAGAAAGUUCCCCUGGAGCAGAUUGAAGAUAAAUCAAUUUAUGAACGUCAACCUAAGAAACCCAAGGAGGAGGAGAAACCAAAAGAGAAAAUAAAAAUAGGCAAAGGUAAAGUUCCAGAGAAGGAGGAAGAACAACCAGAAGAUAUAAAACUAAAGAAGAUUCCCGAGAAGGUACCUGAAGAAGAAGAAACUACUCCAAAGAAACCAAAACCUUCAGUUCCUGAAGAAGAUAUUCCGAAAAAGAAGAAAUCCGAAAAGAAGCCAAAGAUUAAGCCAGAGGAUUUCCAGCCAACAGAUUUUGAGAGACCAGAACUUGAGAAGUAUGUUCCUCCAGAAGAAGAAAUCCCUGAGAAGCCAGAAGAAGAAAAAGUUCCACAACCUUAUGAGAAGCCUAUGAAACAAAAGCCUGAACAAGAAUUAGAUCAGGUUCCUAUUGUUAAGGGUAAACCUAAACCUCAGGAACCAGAAGAGUUACCCGAUGUUAAAUUUCGAAUUCCUGUUGGUAACAAACCAGAAGAAACUCCUGAUGAAAUUACUCUAAAGCCCUGGAAAAAAGAGCAGCCAGAAGAUGACAAAUCAACAGACGAAUCACCAGAACUCAAAUUCAAACCUGAGGAUAAACAGCUUGAUGAAGUUGUUGAAGAAGAUAUCAGCAAGCCGAAGUCAAAGAAGAAAGUUCCUAAAGAAAAGAAAGUUAAACCAAAAGAAAAAAUCGAAGAGGUUCUUCCUGUUGAAAAAGAAGAUGUACCGGUAUCUAAAGAACAACCUAAAGAAGUUCCAAGUACUGAUGAAGUUUCAAAGGUUGAUGAUGUUCCAAAACUAGAUGAAGUUCCAAAAUCAGAAGAAAUUCCAAAGCCUGAAGAAGUUCCAAAGAUUGAAGAUGUUCCUAAACCAUUAGAUGUGGAAGAAACUAAAACAACUGAAGAAAUAACAGAAACAAAAGUAAUUAAAAAGAAGAAAAAGAAGCCAGCACCUAAGAAAGAUGAUAUUUUAGACUGGGUUGAACCCGAAUAUGAAAGACCAGUCUUGGAGGCUAUGCCCGAGAAAAUUGCUUUUGUGCCUAGUAAAAAGAAAAAGAAAGAAGAUAAACCUGUUCCUCAAAUAUCAGAAAAGUUAAUACCAACGAAAAUCGAAAGAAAGGAAAUAAAACCUACAAAAUUAAUUUUCUCUCAACCUUCAGAUGUUGUUCAAUUUGCAGAAAUAAAAUUAAAGAAAGCUCCUGCACCAAAACGCCGUGAAUCCAAGAGUUCAAAAGUACCGAAAAUACUCCUAAAGAGUCGCAUUACAUUUAUUGAUGAUUACCCUUCAAAACUACAGUUACCUAAAAUUACAAUUCUGGAAGAAAAUCCUGUUCAAGCUGGUGAACUAUCAAGAAAUGCAGAGGAAGCUUUAGAAGUUUUAAGGAAAAAAUACAAGAAACCCAAAUUACCCAAGAAAGAGUUGACCGAUUUAGAGAAAUUGGAUCAAGAAUUUGAAGAAUUGAAAAAGGUUCCCUUGGAGCAAAUUGAAGAUAAAUCUAUUUACGAACGUCAGCCUAAGAAACCCAAAGAAGAAGAGAAACCAAAGGAGAAAAUAAAAGUAGGCAAAGGAAAAGUUCCUGAAAAAGAAGAAGAACAACCGCAAGAUGUAAAACUGAAGAAGAUUCCAGAAAAGAUGCCAGAAGAAGAAGAAACAACUCCAAAGAAACCAAAGCCCUCUGUUCCUGAGGAAGAUGUUCCUAAAAAGAAGAAAUCGGAAAAGAAGCCGAAACUUCAACCAGAAGACUUCCAACCUACCGAUUUUGAGAGUCCAGAACUUGAAAAAUAUGUCCCACCAGAAGAAGAAAUACCAGAGAAACCAGAAGAAGAGAAACCUUCUAAACCUUAUAAGCGGCCGAAGAAAGAAAAACCUGAGCAGGAAAUUGAGAAAGUUCCCAUUGAAAAAGGAAAACCAAAGCCUGAUGAACCAGAAGAGCAACCGGACGUCAAAUUCCGAAUUCCCACCUCGGAGAAACCGGAAGAACAACCGGACACUAUUACUCUUAAGGGAUGGAAGAAAGAUAAACCAGAAGAAGAAGGAACAGAUUUCUUCCCUAAAAAAUCGGAAGACAUAGUUGAAAAAGAAGUUGAGGAAACAGAGGAAGUGACAGUUACACGCAAACUUAAGAAAAAGAAACCUAAAGAUAAACCCAAAACUGAUGAAGUUACAGAAGAAGUAAUAAUUAAGAAACCCCAAGAAGAUGAGGAAGUAAUUGAAGAAAUAAUAGAAGAAGAAGUAACAGUAAAGAGGAAACCAAAGAAAGUCAAACCUGAAGAACAGACUGAAGAAGUGUUGGUUAAAAAACCACUUCCUGACGAAGAAAAACCAGAAGAAGUAACUGAAGAUGUAAAAUUGGAACUAAAACCCAAACCAAAACCAGCAGUAGAUGAAGCUCCGGAUGAAAUUACGAUUAAGAAACCAAUUGUUGAAGAAAAAGAAAUAAUAGAAGAAGAAAUUAUUGAAGAAGUCAAAAUAAAGAAGAAGCCAAAGAAAAAGAAGCCUGAGGAAGUUCCAGAGGAAGUCACUGAUGAAAUAACAAUCAAGAAACCUUUGCCAGAAAAGGAGGAAGAAAAGCCAGAAGAGGUCACGGAAGAUGUUAAAUUGGAAAUGAAACCCAAACCAAAACCAGUAAUAGAUGAAGCUCCUGAUGAAAUUACGAUUAAGAAACCAGUUGUAGAAGAGAAAGAAGUUAUAGAGGAGGAAGUUAUUGAGGAAGUUAAAAUAAAGAAAAAGCCAAAGAAAAAGAAGCCUGAGGAAGUUCCAGAGGAAAUCACUGAUGAAAUAACAAUAAAGAAACCUUCACCAGAAAAAGUGGAAGACAAACCAGAAGAAGUAACUGAAGAUGUAAAAUUAGAAAUGAAACCGAAACCCAAGCCUGUAGUUGAUGAAGCUGCAGAAGAAAUAACUAUCAAACAACCAGUUGUCGAGGAGAAAGAAGUUAUAGAGGAAGAAAUUGUUGAAGAAGUCAAAAUUAAAAAGAAACCAAAGAAGAAACCAGAAGAAGUUACCGAAGAAAUAUCUGAGGAGAUCACAGUCAAGAAACCUUUGCCAGAAAAAGUGGAAGAAAAGCCAGAAGAGGUUACUGAAGAUGUUAAAUUAGAAAUGAAACCCAAACCAAAACCAGUAAUAGAUGAAGCUCCUGAUGAAAUUACAAUUAAGAAACCAAUUGUCGAAGAAAAGGAAGUUAUAGAGGAGGAAGUUAUUGAGGAAGUUAAAAUAAAGAAAAAGAAAAAGAAGCCUGAGGAAGUUCCAGAUGAAGUCACUGAUGAAAUAACAAUAAAGAAACCUUCACCAGAAAAAGUGGAAGACAAACCAGAAGAAGUAACUGAAGAUGUUAAAUUAGAAUUGAAACCCAAAACUAAACCUGUUAUUGAUGAAGCGGCUGAAGAGAUUACAAUCAAAAAACCAAUUGUUGAAGAAAAGGAAGUAGUCGAAGAAGAAAUUGUUGAGGAAGUUAAAAUAAAGAAGAAACCGAAGAAGAAGCCUGAGGAAAAAACAGAAGAUGUUACUGAAGAAAUAAUUAUCAAGAAACCCUCUCCAGAAAAAGUGGAAGAAAAACCCGAAGAGGUUUCAGAAGAUGUUAAAUUAGAGUUGAAACCGAAACCCAAGCCUGUAAUUGAUGAAGCUGCAGAUGAAAUAACAGUUAAAAAGCCUGUAGUCGAAGAGAAAGAAGUUAUCGAAGAAACAGUGGUUGAAGAAGUUACAAUAAAAAAGAAGCCAAAGAAAACUAAACCCAAGGAAGUUACUGAAGAUAUAACUGAGGAAAUCACCUUCAAGAAACCUUCUCCUGACAAGGUAGAUGAAGACAAGCCAGAGGAAGUUUCUGAAGAAGUCAAGCUUAAGAAAAAACCGAAAAAGAAACCAGUAACUGAAGAAGCAGCUGAGGAGUUGACAAUUAAGAAACCCGUGAUUGAAGAGACAACUGAAGUAGUUGAAACAGUUGAAGAGGAAGUGAAGAUAAAGAAGAAACCAAAGAAACAGCCUGAAGAUAUAACCGAAGAAGUGACAAUUAAGAAACCAGUUCCAGAGAAAGAGGAAGAGAAGCAAGAGGAGGUUUCUGAAGAAAUUCAACUUAAGAAGAAACCAAAACCGAAACCUAUUGUUGAUGAAGCAGCUGAAGAAUUAACAAUCAAGAAACCUGUCGUUGAAGAAAAAACAGAAGAGGAAGUGGUAGAGGAAGUAACAUUAAAGAAAAAACCAAAGAAACCUAAACCUGAAGAGAAAACUGAAGAAGUCACUGAAGAAAUUACUUUCAAGAAGCCUAAGCCCGAAGAACAAAAAGAAGAGAAGCCAGAAGAAGUUUCUGAAGAAGUUAAACUCAAGAAGAAACCAAAACCAAAGCCGGUGAUUGAUGAAGCUGCUGAAGAGUUAACAAUCAAAAAACCUGUCGUUGAAGAAAAAACAGAAGAGGAAGUGGUAGAGGAAGUCACACUAAAGAAAAAGUCAAAGAAACCGAAACCAGAAGUGAAAACUGAAGAUGUCACUGAAGAAAUUACCUUCAAGAAGCCUAAGCCCGAAGAACAAAAAGAAGAGAAGCCAGAAGAAGUUUCUGAAGAAGUUAAGCUUAAGAAAAAACCGAAACCAAAAGUGGUGAUUGAUGAAGCAGCUGAAGAAUUAACAAUCAAGAAACCGGUUGUGGAAGAAAAAACAGAAGAGGAAGUGGUAGAGGAAGUAACAUUAAAGAAAAAGCCUAAGAAACCAAAACCAGAAGUGAAAACUGAAGAAGUCACUGAAGAAAUUACCUUCAAGAAGCCUAAGCCCGAAGAACAAAAAGAAGAGAAGCCAGAAGAAGUUACUGAAGAAGUUAAACUCAAGAAGAAACCAAAACCAAAGUCUACUGUUGAUGAAGCAGCUGAAGAAUUAACAAUCAAGAAACCUGUUGUUGAAGAAAAAACAGAAGAUGAAGUGGUAGAGGAAGUAACAUUAAAGAAAAAGCCUAAGAAACCGAAACCAGAAGUGAAAACUGAAGAUGUCACCGAAGAAAUUACCUUCAAGAAGCCUAAGCCCGAAGAACAAAAAGAAGAGAAGCCAGAAGAAGUUUCCGAAGAAGUUAAACUCAAGAAGAAACCAAAACCGAAGCCUACUGUUGAUGAAGCAGCUGAAGAAUUAACGAUUAAGAAAAUAGUUGAUGUCACUGAAGAACAAGAAACCGUUGGAGAGUUUACCUUUAAACGAAAACCACCACCUAAAACAGCUCCCAAACCAAUUGAAGAAAUUUAUGAAGACGUUACAAUUCGCAAACUUAGACCAAAGAAAAAACCACGUACCGACAUUAAAGAAGUUACCGAAACUGAAACUGUGACCUUUAGGCCACGAACAACAAAAACAAAAGAAGAUGUCGAACAGGAAUUCAAGAUCUCUUUAAAUACUUAUGAAGAAGAAGAUAUUUCCAUGUCUGGCAAAGUGCGACUUAAGCCAAAGAGACGUCCUCAAACUUAUUCAGAAGAAGCUGGCGAAGAGACAAUACGUAUUAUGCAAGAAUUGGAAGAUGAUUCAGGUCCAAUAAUUGAAGAAAUCAUCGAUGAAUCUGAUAAAGAUGAAUACAGUAUUGAUGAAUUGGAAACCGACGAGAUGAAUCUACCAUUGAGACGAAAGAAGAAAACUGAACCGAAACCCUAUUCAAUUGAAGAAAUAGAAGAAGAUGAUGUGAAAAUGACAUUGAAACGUGAGAGAAAAUAUUCAAUUGAAGAAGCUGAUGAAUCCUUAGCUUUGAAAUUGAAGUCCAAACGACGUCCUUCAACCUACGAUGAAGAAGAAGCUACACUCAGCAUUACCCGAGAGGAAGAUAUCGUGGAAGAAGAAGUCGAAUACGUAAUUCAAGAUGGUGACACGUUAUUUUCAAUUUGUUCAUACGUGGCAGAAACAGAUGAAGCUAUUAAUUUAGUUGAAGGAGAACGUGUUUAUUUAAUUGAACAUACAAACGCCGAUUGGUGGUUCGUCAAGAAGCACUUAACACAAGAAAAGGGUUGGGUACCAGCUCAAUAUUUGCUUGAUGAAGCUAAUUACACACUAUAUGUUCAAAGGAAAUUAAAUGAGAAGAUUGAUAAACUUCCAGUUUUUGAAAAACCAGCUCCAGGGGAAAAAGCUUCUGCUCCACGCUUCAUUGAGAAAUUACAACCAAUUCAUACACCCGAUGGCUAUACUGUUCAAUUUGAAUGUCAGGUAGAGGGUUCACCAAGACCUCAAAUUACCUGGUUCCGACAAACAGCAAUUAUCAAACCAUCUCAGGAUUUCCAAAUGUUCUACGAUGAAGAUAACGUUGCAACACUUAUAAUUAGAGAAGUUUUUCCUGAAGAUGCAGGAAUGUUUACAUGUGUUGCUAAAAAUACAGCUGGAUUUGCCUCAAGUACAACGGAAUUAAUUGUUGAAGCACCAUUAUCAGAUCAUGGUUCCGAUGGCACUGGACUUUCUAGAAAGAGUUUGUCAAGAGAAUCUUCACUUGCUGAUAUUCUAGAGGGAAUUCCACCUACAUUCUCAAGAAAACCCAAGGCCAAAUGCGUUGACGAAGGUCAAAAUGUGAUUCUUGAUUGUCGUUUGGUUGCAGUACCAGAACCGGAAAUAACAUGGUUUUAUGAAGAUAAACGAAUCACAAGCAAGGAGAAUACAGUGAUUGUUACUGAGAGUGACAUGCACAUGUAUUGCAGUGUUAUGAAGAUCACCAAAGUUCAAAAGAAUCAAGAAGGUCGCUAUAAAAUUGUCGCCAAAAAUAGAGAAGGUGAAGCAACCAUUGAAAUUCCAUUGAAGGUCAUGACCGGUGAACAAGAACCGCCGGAAAUUUUGGAACCAUUGAAGCCAUUUGCAAUUAGAGAAGGUGAAACUGUUGUUCUUACAACACAAAUUGUUGGUAAACCAACUCCAAAGAUCAAAUGGUUGAAAAAUGGAAAACCAUUGAAGGGUAUCACACCAAAACAAGAUGGUGAUGUGAAUACAUUAACUUUAAUUCAACCCACUUUAUCUGAUUCUGGUGAAUAUUCAGUGGUUGCAACCAAUGAUCUUGGAACUGCUGAAACACGCGCUAAUCUCACAGUUGAAGCUGCUGUUGUUCUUGAAGCUGCACUUGCUUUAGCUGUAGAAUUAGCAAAAGGUUACGCUCUGCCUGCACAACAAAAGGAAAUGCCGAGUGGUGCACCGGAACCACCAUUAUUCACUGAACGUUUCCAGGAGGUUACAGUUCCAGAAAAAGGAACCUUCAAAUUGGUGGCUAAAGUUACUGGAAAUCCAGUUCCUAUGGUGUCGUGGUUAAGAAACAAUAAACCAUUGGAGAAAUCGCCAAAUAUUACUGAAAGCUACGAUGGAGAGAAUAUUGCAUUGGAAAUAAAAAAUGCCGAUUCGGAAAUUGAUUCCGGUGAUUAUAAAUGUGUAGCUGUUAAUCCAGUUGGAAAAGCAUCACAUGGAGCAAAGGUGACUGUGGACGUGGAUAAAGUGACAUUCACAAAGAAAUUAGAAAAGAAGAUCACUGUUGUUGAAUAUAAACCACUGGAAUUGACAUGCGAAACAUCACAUACAGUUUCAACAACUUGGUGGCAUAAUGACAAAGAAAUCAGUGGUAUGGAUCAUCGUGAAAUAAUUCAAGAAGGACGUACACAUAGAUUAGUCAUCAAAAAAUCAAGUCCACCUGAUGAAGGAACAUACAAAUGCACUGUCAAGAAUCAAAAAACAACUUGUGAUGUCACUGUUAAAGCUACAAAACCCGAAUUUGUGAAAAAAUUACAAGAUUCAGAAGUCAAGGAACGUGAAGUUGCAAUAUUGGAAGUGGAAAUCACAUCACAAACUGCAGAUGUAUCCUGGCGUAAGGAUGGAGUUCCUCUAAAACCAACGGAAGAGAAAAUUGAAUUUUGCAAGGAAGGUACAGUUCGAAAAUUACUUAUCAGAAGUACAUCAGUCCAUGACGAGGGUGAAUACACUUGUGCUCUUGUUGAUGAUGAAUGUUCAGCAGAAGUCACUGUUGUUGAAUUACCACCGGAGAUUAUAAACAAAAUGCAAGAUGUUAGAAUAGCAAAGGGUGAGAAAGCAACAUUUGAAAUUGAACUUACAAAAGGUGAUGCUCUUGUUAAAUGGUUCAAGAAUGGUGAAGAACUCAAAUUCUCCGAACAUGUUCAACUCUCCAUUGAUGGCAAGAGGCAGAAACUUAAAAUAUACAAUUCCGAAUUAGAAGAUGCUGGUGUUUAUUCUUGUGAAGUUGGCAAACAAACCUCGUCAGCAAAAUUAAUUGUUGAAGAGCCACAAGUUGAUUUCAUCACAAGAUUGCCGGAUGUAACUUUGGUACCAUUGAACACUGAUGCUAUAUUCACGGUCAAACUUUCAAGACCAGAUGUUCCUGUACAGUGGUUCAAGAAAGGAAAAGAAAUUAAAGAAUCUCCAAAGUACAUUAUUGUUGAUGAAGGUCCAAUUAAGAAACUUAUUGUUAAGAAAUGUACAAUUGAAGAUGCAUACGAGUACAGCGUCGUUGCAAUGAAUGUGAAAUCAUCUUCAAAAUUAAAAGUCGAAAUAAUUGAAACGCCACCGAAAAUAAAUAUGGACUGUCCAAAAAUUUAUAAAGUGAAGAAAGGUGAAGAUGUGGAUAUUCAUGUAAAAUUCUCAGCAUCACCAAUGCCAACAGACGAGUGGACCGUUAACGAAAGAAUUGUAUCGAAAACAAAACGAAUCAUUCCCAAUAUACAAGAAGAAUCGGCAACAUUGACAAUCAAGAAAAUUGAAGAAAAAGAUAUUGGUGAUUACACAUUGAAACUUGUCAAUUCUCAUGGUGAAGCUCAAGUCAAUAUUAAAGUCGUCAUUGUCCAAGUACCAAGUCCACCUGGAAAACCAGAACCUUCUGAAGUUACUGAUGAUUCAGUGACACUUCAUUGGAAAGAACCGGAAUCAGAUGGAAAUUCACCGAUUAUAGAAUAUAUUUUGGAAUAUCAUGAUAGAGAAGAGAUUUCUUGGACGAAUAUUACGGAAAAGAUCACCGAAACAUCGCAGAAAGUAACGCAAUUAACGACUAAUAAAGAAUAUAUAUUCCGAGUAAAAGCAGUGAAUGAAGUGGGUCCAAGUGAAGCUUCACCAAAUUCAGAAUAUAUCAAAGUGACAAAACCAACGGCUUCUGAAUCGCCAACAAUAUUGGAACCACUGAAGAGUAUUGUCACUGGAUUAAAGAAAACAGUUUCCCUUUCCUGUGUCAUUGGUGGAACUCCAAUUCCACAAGUCUCAUGGUUCAAAGAUAGUAGUCCAUUUAAAAACAAAAAUAUCACGUAUGAAAAUCGCGUUGCCAAGUAUACCAUUGAAGAAACCACGGAGACAUCAUCAGCAACGUUUACUGUGAAGGCGGAAAAUGAAGCUGGAACAGCGGAAACAACUUGUGAAUUGAAGAUUCAAGAACCGCCGACAAUAACAGUUGAUGAGGCUCUUGUAACACAGAAGAUCAACGCCCAGGGUCAAUGGAAAAUUGAAGCUAUCUCAACAGGAUUCCCAAAACCAGAUAUCAAAUGGACGAGAAAUAAGAAAACAAUUGAAGAUAAACGAAUUUCAAUUUACACUGAUGAGACAUCGUCAACAAUUGCAAUUUAUUCAUUAAUAAGAGAAGAUUCUGGAACUUAUACAGUUAAAGCUGAAAAUAAAGCUGGAAGUGCUUGGGUUGAGAUCAAUUUAAAAGUUAUUGAUAAACCAGGAAAGCCUCAAGGACCAAUUGUCGUGAAACAAAUUCAACCGGAUCGAGUCAUGCUUGAUUGGAAACCACCGACAGACACAGGGGGACUUGAUCUUAAUAAUUACACGAUAGAAAAAUGUGAUCCAAAUAAAAAAGUUUGGAUGAAGGUUGCUGAUGUUGAUCCGGACACAACGAGUUUUUGCGUUGAGAAAUUGCAACCAGAAACGGAUUAUCUCUUUAGAAUUAUUGCGAGAAAUGAUGUUGGAUCAUCAGAACCUUUGGAAUCUGAACCUAUAAAAUUAACAUCUUCAUUAGAUAAACCUGGAGCACCAAGGGGACCGCUAGAAAUUUCUGGAAUGACAAAAACAUCAUUUACGAUAUCAUGGCAACCACCGGAAUACGAUGGAGGAACACCAAUUAUUGAAUAUAUUGUUGAUAUGAAAGAAACUUCAAAAACAACUUGGAAGAAGAUUGGCAAUUCGCGAGAAGGAAUCACACAUUUCAGUUUAUCUGAUUUAAAGACUGAUGUGAGUUACGAUUUUCGAAUAUCGGCUAAAAAUAAAAUUGGUACAGGACCACCGUAUAUAUCUGAAGAACCAAUUGUUGCUGGAAAACGUCUCAAAAUAACCAUGGUUAAUGAAAGAACAAUUUAUGCAUUGCUUGGCACUUUUCCCGCUGGUACUGCCGUAGUUUCUAAAACACCUCCAUCGUGUCCGCUUAAUGUAAGCGUGACAAACGUUACCAGUAGAAGUAUCACAUUAAAUUGGUCUCCACCGGCAAGCACAGGAGGUGUUGAUCUUACAGGCUACGUAAUAGAAAAACGACCAUUAACUGGAAAAGGUGCCAAAUGGACCAAAGUAGCAACAUUGGAUGCUGCAAAUAAUUCCUAUUGUGUGGAAAAUCUCAAAGAAAGUGAAUUUCUAUUUAGAAUAUUUGCUGAGAACAGUAUUGGUCUAAGUCCACCAGCUACAUCUGAACCAGUCACAUUACAAACUCAUGCAUCUGUUCCAUCACCACCAACGGCACCUUUGGAGAUAAGGCAAAUCGCUGGAAAUACAAUUGCUAUUGAAUGGGGUCGACCUGAAUCUGAUGGUGGAGCACCAUUGGAAGCCUAUAAAAUUGCAAUUAGAGAUGUUAAGAAGACAAUGUGGAUGGAAGUUGGCCGCGUUAAGGCUGACAUUCAAAAACUUACAAUCAGAGAUCUUCAAGAAAAACAUGAAUAUCUCUUUAGAAUUUUUGCAAAGAACGAAGUCGGUUUCAGUGAGCCACUGGAAUCCGAUGAACCAAUCAAAAUUGUUCCUGCUACUGAAUUAACUGUGAUUGAACCAGUGGCCGAAGCUCCAGAUCGAGGAGAAACAACAUCUUUAAGUUUCAGCACAGAGAAUACAAGUUCCUGGCUCCGCGAUCAUAAUAUGGACGCGGAUAUUCAUUCUUAUGCGAGAGCGAGGCUGUUGAGAAAGGACGAGUAUUUCUUCAAAAUUUGGCAUUAUGCCAAAAAACUUUUUGAAUAAGCAUUUUUAUCAAUUUAUUUAUUUAUUUAUUUAUUGAUGACAUCAACACACGUUCUUUCUCAUUCUUAAUUUUUAUUUCUUAUUAGAAAUACAACAAUGAGACUAAUAAAAUAUUGUGAAAUCAAAUGAUUUUACAAUUGUCCUUUAUUCCUUUUUAUAGAAAUCAAUAUUAUAAAUUAUAAUAUGUAUAAUGACUAGAUCCAUAUUAAAUAUUAAAUGAUAGCAUGUAUGUGGGGUGCAUUUUCUCUUGUACCAUUGAGUGUAAAAUCUAGUCAAGCGCAAAAAAUUUAUCAUUAUUUAUUUAUAUUUUGUCAUGAAUGGACCAAAAAUGAAAUAAAAAAAAAAUUCUUUCGAUGAAUUUUUGAAUCAUAAAAAAAAAUGAAUCAAUGUGAAAGAGAAGUCGCAAGAAUACUAAUUGAGACGUUUGUUUCUUUAAAGAAAAUAAUUUAUUUAAAGAGAUAUAAAUAUAUUUAUGUAUAAAAAAAAGAUAUCUUGAAAGAGACGGAGUUCGGUGCGACUAUUUCCGAAUUGCUUUUUUUUAUGUGAAAUGAAAUAUAAUUAUUGUAUAAAUAGUUGGAGAAAAUGUAGAAUUUAAUGAUUAUAUUAAAUGCAAGGAAAAAUGUGAUAGCCGAACGUCCGUCAAAGAAAGUUUGUUAAUAUAUAUAUUAGAGAAGAUAUUUAAAACCCCGGUCCUGUAUUUAUAUAUUGCUUGACAGAAAGAAUACGAGAUUAUUAUUCUGUUACAUUAUUAACGAUAUCGUUAUCUCAGUUUUAAUUAAUUUUAAUUUAAUCAUAUAUUUUAAUUUAUUUCCUUCAAAUAUAUAAUUUAAUUAUGAUUACUGAAAUUCAAAAUCUCUACAUAAAGAAAAAAAAAAAAAAAUGUCACACAACGUUGGUUAUACCUCGAGACGUAAAAAUAUAGGUGCAAAUUAACAUCAUCCAUUCACCAACAUUGUGUCACAAACUCAUUUCUUUAAUGUAACAAUUUAUUAAUAAUAAGAAAAAUUAAAUUAUUACAAAUGAA